Molecule: messenger RNA, 50218 nt
Organism: Podarcis lilfordi (Lilford's wall lizard)
Lineage: Eukaryota; Metazoa; Chordata; Lepidosauria; Squamata; Lacertidae
Source: the annotation of a GenBank genome assembly
CCGACAUCGUGCUGGGGGGUGGCGAGGCAGGGGAGCCGGAUGAUGGUGGUGUCUCCCGACUCCCUUUCCAAUGUGUGUCAAGGGAUCUGUCGAGGACGCCAGUCAGGUGGUUGCGUAAACAACACCUCCACCUCCCCCCACCUCUUUACCAUCCUCCACCCCCGUUCCAGGAGAGAGUGCUGGAGCCGGCGGAGAAGCCCCGCCUUCGACACACACACACAUACACACACGCGCGCGCCGCUGCGUGUCUAUUGUGAAGCUUUGUGCGGGGGAAGCUCCGCGUUUUCUCUCCUUCGCAGUUUCUCUCUACCGGCCCCUUCUCUCCCCCCCGCCCCCACUCUCUCUCACGGAUCAUCACUGCCUCCUUCUCUCCCCCCCCCCCGAAUUCUCACGAGCGCCUGUCCGCGAGGGGGGCGGCUAUUGAGAGUUCGAACUUCAAACCCAAACGGACCCGGUUGGCACGAGCCCAACAGACAGGGGAGGGGCUGAGCAGCGGCGGCGGCUGUGUGAAGAUGUGAAGAGAAGGACGGUGCUGCUGGCUAUUGCUGUGAGAACGGGCAGAGAGAGACGGUGAGUGCCCUGCUGCGGCCCCGCAUUCACCGCAGUGCUCCCCCCCAUUUCCCCCCUCCUCAUUCCCGCCGUCGCCGCUUCUCUCUCCGACCCCCACCUUCCCCGGUUUUCCAGACUGGAGGGAGAGACUUCACCUCACCGAUUGCAACCCGGAGAAGGGAGGGAGCCUCCCACCUUGUCCUGCUUGCAGCCGCCUCUGCGCGGCUUACGGAGGGGAGACGCAGGCGAGUGGGUCAGGGUCUUGCAGCCUCUUCUCCCUUUCCCCUCCCUUCCCCAUGUUGGGGUAUGCAGGAGCUUCCGGUCGCCUUGCUCUCCUCGCCCCCCCCCCAUGAGAGAUUGGAGUUGUGGUCUCUGAAAGAAAAGGGGGGGGCGAGGCGAUUCUGCUUCGGGAAUCCUCCUCAAAAGGGACUGAUCGUGAGGUUGGUUACUCACCGCCCCUCUAUUUGAGCUAUUUGCACUCCUGUGUACGUACCUAUUAUUCUAAAAUAAAAGAACAGCCUUUAAAAAAAAUCCGCCGCCCCCCCCGUUUCCUAACUCAUCCCACCCCAUCUGUCCAAUUUCCAACUUCUGUCUCGUAAGAUGCAAACUUGUUACUUCCUUUUUCCUGACCCAUCAACCCACAUUUUGACUAAGGAGUGGUUAGAAGUAUGAGGGCCCCUUCUCGCCCCCCCCACCUUACCUUUGAGAGUGAAGUAGGAAUCUUAAUCUGCAUUAGUGGUUCUGAAUACCAAACCAGCAGAUGGUAUUUAUUCUCGGCUAAUUAAGAGAGAGCAAAAGCCUGUGAUCUAGUGUAAUAAGGUUUCAGUGAAAAAUGGAGGAGGGGACUGGGAAAUACCCUUUUAAUUUAUUUAUUUUAUUAUUGUGUUUCUAUCCAAAUUUGGGGGCUGUUUUACUCUGGCUUUAGCCCCAACAUAGCUGCUGUUCAGCACAUUGCUUAUUUUAUUCAUUAUCUUCUUACAUUUAUAUCAUGCUUUUCUUCCAUCCUGUAUGUGAUUUCCAAGUGAUCAUCCAUCCUGGCACUGACCAGACAUUAGACCUGUUCAGUUUAGGAACAUAGGAAACUGCCUUAUAUUGAGUCAAACCAUUGAUCCAUCUAGAUCAGUAGCAAUCCUCUCCAAUGACUCACUGCCGCUCUCCAGGAUUUCAGGCAGGGUUCUACCAGUCCUACCUGGAAAGGGUGGGGAUUGAACCUGGGAAAUCCUGCAUACAAAGCAAAUGCUGUACUACUGAGCUAUGGCCUUUGCCUUAGCUUCAGCAAGGUGGCAGCCUCAUGUUCUUUAGAUCAUAUAAUAUGAAUAUUGUUCUUCAUAUUUGCCAGACUGCUGCUAUAAAGUGCAGUAAAAUAUUAGGGAAGUUUUUAAUGUGUGAUGUUUUACUGUGGUUUUAUAAUUUGCUGGAAGCCUCCCAGAAUGGGUGGGGCAACCCAAUCAGAUGGGUAGCAAUAAUAAUAAUAAUAAUAAUAAUAAUAAUUACUACUGUAUACAGCCAGUAUAACUGAAGUGGGCAAGAAAGUAUUAUAGGAUGGGAUGAAGAGUUGUAAUGCUUUUCUUCUGGACAUGUAAAAGUAAGAAAGGACCUCUCUUCCUCUCUUUCUCUCUAGAUGUGUUAUAAUAGGUGGUGCUAUGAGAGAUCAUAACUAUUUCAUAAUUUUUUGCCUAUAUGUCUUAAAUCUAGCUAGAGACCUUAACUGCCUGAUAGUAGUCAAAGCAUACACAUGCUUCCCAAAUGUAUAAAAUCUACUGCAAGCAAAGUAGAUGUGCUUAGGGUAUAACAAUGCAAAAAUGGUAGUAAUCUAAAAUGGUCUAAAUGCCUAAUUUUAAAUGAAACUAAGCUUAUAGUGAUAGAUCUAAAUCAGUUCUUUCAACUGCCUUCAACUCUUUUAGCUGCUAAUUUCUGGCAUUUUGCAUAAUUUUGUACUAGUUUGAAAUUAAAAAUAGUGCAAAUAUGAGGUAUUGAAUUUGACAUUUUAUUUUGAGUGCUUUUAAAUAAUUCAUGUAUAUAAGAACUUUUGAAAGCCAGUGCUGGACAAUAAGGUGAUAGAGGUAUCUCAUAAGUUUUUUAAUCUAUAAAGCAUAAAAUAUUUAUAUGAAAAUAGGCUCCCUAGUAAUAUUUUGUUACAUUUCUAGGCUUUUUCUAAUCUUUUGCAGAGUCUGAGAAUUGCAGAGACUAAGUGUCUUUGAUGCUCUUAUUUUAAAGAAUUUGAAAUGUGAUCUGCCAAUAUUGGAUCUUGCAUAAUGUACUUCAGUUGCAUUGAAUUGUUUCUUCCUGUAAAUUAGGUUUUAAAAUUUAAAACUUUGUCUGGAAAUAGAUGUCUCAAACUGUGUAUUAAAAAAAGAGAAAACAUUUCUCAAGGGCCUAUUUGCAAAAAAAUUCUCUGAUACUACCUUUGGAUCAUUAUACUGCAGAUGUUCCAUCAUAUGUGAAGCAAAUGUAAAAAUAAAGCUAAAUCUAGACAUUCUAUAAUAGAUGAUAAAAACCUGAUUGUAGGUAUGGUCAACUUAAUAAUAACAACAGCAAAUAUAUAUCUAUAUUAGCACCCUACUGGCUUUAGGUGAUAAUGUAACAAAUUUAUUUUGAACAUAACAAUGCACAUACAGAGGUCUCUUGUUUACGAAUACCAGUGUUCAAAAAUAUCAUGCUCGGAAUGUAUCUUUGAAAACAUUGGUCAGAUACCCCAUUCAGAAAACUAUUUUGUUGAAGGCUCUAUUGCUUUUAUCCAGCAGCACUGGGCAUGAGAUAUAUAAUUAAGUUGAAAUGUGUGAAUACAGUAGUGCACUGUUCUGCAGUAGCAUGCAUUUGCUGUAAAGGCUUUCAAAUAUCUGUUUCUAGUUUUACCAUCAGUGAGGUGCAGUAUGUGUGUGUGUUUUCAGAGUGAGUCUAUGAACAACAUAACCAGCAUUUGUAUAAAACUGAGGGAAAUAGAUAUAUGUGAAGAUAGCCUUGUCUGAUUUAGAAUGAGUCAAUACAAGAGGAAUAUUUAGAACAGUUCAGUUAUAAAAGGUACUCUUGUUACCAUUCUUGUCUCAGGAAGAGUUAUUUGCUUUGGACAAACAAAUGUGUGGAUUUUUAAAAUGCUAGUUGUCAUCUAGUAUAUUAUUUUACAAGCUUGAAACUUCCAAAGGUUAUGUCCAGUGGCGGCUGAUAAUAGAGGAUGUGGCAUAUAAACUGAUUGAAGGUGAAUGGUAAAAGGAGGAUCAGAAGCAUUGUAAGUGGUUAAUACUGUAAAUCAUUUGAAAGCACAGUGUUUCUGCUAACCAUAUGAAGCUAAAUUAUCCUACAUAAGUGAAUCCAAUUUUCUUUUUAAGCUGCCCUGGGAGGGCUUUGCAGCAUAUAUGUAGUUUAAAUAAACAAAUUGAAUUUGAAUACCGACUGGCAUGUGUUGGUGUUCAUUCCUAAGGGUUCUUCUUUAAUUAUCUUUUAGAUGCCUAAUGUAGUUGCCAGUUCUUGACUUGGUCACAGAAGAUAAUACUCAACUAAGUCACUCUUGUAGGGCCCCCAUUGAAAUCACUGGAUUUCAAGGAAUCCAUUCUGGAAUAUGUACACAAAUAUUACACACACACACACACACCAAUUAUAUUUGGCAAUAAUUUUUUUCCUCCCCAUUCAGUGGGAUGAAGAACUUUUAAGCACACAAUGUGCAUGGAAAGAAAUAGACAUCUCAUUGCAAUUUGUUUUAUACAGUGGAGUGAAAUGCACUGGGAUAAAAUUUUGGAAGAAAAGUGGGGCAAGAUGAUGAAAACCUGAUAGAAUGGUUUGAGGAAGGCUGAUCUCUGUGCUUUGUUUGUGACAAGCUGUAGGUAAUAAGAGUGCAGUGCCUGUUAAUUUAUUCUUCUAAAUCACAUUUAUGCAUUGUGUACAGUCUUUUCUAUACAUUCCCCCCCAUUUUGUACGUCUUGGGUAUAGAUUCCAUUUCCCCCGUAUAUUAAAUCUGACCAGCCUGUUGGUUUGACAUUAUAUACUGGCACGUCAAACUCCAACAUGAGAAUCUUCAGAUGAGAAAGACAUUUCUAGGCUUCUUGCUUGCUAUAAAGUUUUAAAAAUGGAAAACAUACUAGAUUAAUGUAAAACAUUACCACUAACUUUAGUUGUUUUAUAUAAUGACUACCUGCUAAAGAAUAGCAUUAUGUUAUACCAGGGGCGUGGAACCUCCAGCCAUGGGUCAGACAUGGCUCCCCAGCCCUUCCUAUUUGGCCUUGGUCAGACCAGUUUGGAAGAGCCAUGCCCACCGCCCAUCACCUUUCUCCUGGAGGGAGAAGCAGUUUUCACUGAAUGGGAAACCACCGCUGUUUGAAAGCCCUUUUGCAGACAGCCCUGCACUGCUCCUUGAAUCCCUGGUUUUCUGAGGUUUGUAGAGCAGUGUAGGGCUGUUUGCAAAAGGGCUUUCAAGCAGCCCAAGUCCUGGCAGUGGGGGCUUCAAGGCACAGCAUCCCUUGACAUCAUAGUGAUGUCAGGUGAUUCACUUUGCAGUUGAGUGUGGCACAUUUAAUUAACAUAUCUAAUUAAUAUCCCACGACCAAACCAAAGUCUUAAUACAUAUGGUAAAAUAAUCAACUGAAAUUUUAGGGCUUAGGUAUGAUCGGAGAUUUAUGUGUAUAUAAUUUUUUGACAUAAUUAUGCAUUCCAUUUUGUACCAGCACUUUAACCAGAAUUCCUCUGGAAUAAUUUUGUUUCAUUGCUGGAGUUCUUCAUUCUGUCCAUUGUUGGGUUAGAUUGUGGGGUAAAUCACUAUUCACUGCUUUAGGGUGCAGAAGUUAAAAAGCAGGGAAAGCCAGUAGCUUUUUUGAUUGGGUGGGGCUGUUGUACAUUUUUAUUUGUAGUUUACCGUCCCAGAGCCUUCUCACAGCAGCAUACCAGACUUGUGUCAAGUCAGGUUCUCAGAAGUCUUUUUAUACUGUCUUGGCCAAAUCCCUGAACAUAUUGAGUAUUUUAAUAUUUAUUCUGGCUAUGUUCUUGUCUUUGUACAAGAGGAAUACAUUGUCUGGAUUGUGUACAGGUAGUAUAAAUCAAAUAACCUCCUUAAACAUGCUAGUUUAAUCAGCAGUUUUCCAGCACAUAUUUUACAUUUGCACAAUGAUUUCUUGCUGUCACAUGCAAUUCCAAACAGCAAUAAUGUCUAAUGAAAUAAUAUUUCAUAAUAACUGCAUACAAAAGAACAGUUUUAAUGGGAGGGGCAUAUACAUUUUGAAAACAAAUUAUUUUUACUGGAUAGACAUCAACUUUGGCUAUUUUGAUUCCAAGCAAAUUUGUGCAUUUUGAAAAAACUCACCACCACAUAAGUAUGCUUGAGAGAAUACAAUCUUUAACACUCCAGUUUCAAGGAGAUGAAUGUCACUGUUGUAAAAUUGGCAUAUGCAUAGUAGCGCCCCAUAUUUUUGACUGAGUUGGAGCAAUACUCUCAACUCCUGUCUGCAUGUGUCUACUGUAUCCGAGAUACUCCAGUCAUAACAUCAUAGAGUUGGAAGAGACCCUGAGAAUCAUCUAGUCCAAUCCCCUGAAAUGCAGGAAUAUGCAGCUGUCCUACACAGGGAUUGAACCAGCAACAUUGGUGUUAUCAGUACCACACUCUAACCAACUGAACUAUCUACUUGGUCAAUGGCAUCAUACCUUUAUUUAUUUACUUCCUAAAUUUAUAUUUUACCUUUUCUGCCAAAGGAGGCAGGGAAGCAACUCACUCCAAGGAAGGAGGUCCUUUAGUAAUAUUUCCAGGCCUUUCACUCCACCAUCAACCAGUACAUAACCAUUAAAUUUUCUGAUCACUAUAAUAUAGCUAUGUAAUAGAUAUAGCUUCUGGAAUAAGGUGGAAUUUCUAAUUGACUUCUGUCAUUGCCUGAAGGUUUACAGCCAAGUUAAGACAUAACUGCAUUUUCAAUAAUAGGCACAAACAUCUACAGGAUCUACAUAAAUGAUUUCAAAAACUACAGUAACUCGGUUUACGAACUUAAUCCAUUCUGGAAGUCCGUUCUUAAACUGAAACCGUUCUUAAACCAAGGCGCGCUUUCCCUCAUGAGGCCUCCUGCCGCCGAUGCCCUUCCACCGUUUGGAUUCCGUUCUUAGACCAAGGUAAAGUUUGCAAACCGGGACACGAGUUCUGGUUUUGCAGAGUUCAUAAACCAAAUCAUUCGUAAACAGGGCUGUUCUUAAACUGAGGUACCACUGUAGUUAAGCAAAUUUAGAAAUGGAUACCUAUUUGGCUGUGUCAGUCUAAUGAGUCAACUGAACCGAGAAAGGGUGGAAUUCAAAAUAGUACUAAGGAGAUUCCUCCAUCAGGCAAGCAUAAAUACUUGCACUAAUGGCACUAUCUCCAUUCUCCUCCAGUGAGCUGUUCUAGCAGUUCUCUCAACCUCCUCGGAGCCAACUGGGAGUGAGGGGAAGCCCCAUUGUGCUAACAGGAUUCAUUGCACUGGUGGCUUCUGCUAUCACAACUAUUGAACAUCAGUAGUUGUCACCUACAGCUCCCAGCUAUAUCCUAUCUCCAGCGCACCGUUAAGGAUCAGCAGCCUGUCUUGGAAUGUGAGCUUUUCUUUUCAAAUAUUGGGUAGAAAGCUUCCUUUGCCCGUCAUUACCAUCUGAAGCAACUACUUACCAAUAAACACAAAUUCAGGAGCUAGCCCUUUCAACUGAUUCAAUAUUAGCCUUGUCCUCAUAUUUGCUCAAGUGAUGCUAUCAUGGGGCAACAUAAUUGGCAGUACCAUCAGGGACUCAUUAAUUUGCCUAUUUUCUGUGUGAUACGUGUUAUCAUGUGCCAGCAGUGCCUUUCUGCCUAGACACGAAUUGAACAUUAAACAUGUCAACACUCAGAAACCAGUGGAUGAACAUGUCUGCUAGGUAUUCUCUAACCAACUUCAAUUUGAGUCUUUUUCUUGCUUUACUGGAUCUCAUUUUCAUUUGUGCUCUAUAAUCUGAUAUUCCUAUCCCACCCUUCUUGUCACAUUAUCAGUUUUGCUGCCUAUCAUUUUUAUCCCAUGCAUGAGACUUAGGUUUACUUGGUGCAUUAAAGACACCACAGCACACAUCACCUCUUUUUAAAAAGCCCGAUGUAAUCAUAAAAUAAGAUCACAGCAUAAGAGUAACAUAAAUCCCAUAUGUCAAACAGGAUGAAUUAAAUCCAAUCCAAAUAACCAAAGAUUAAGUGGACUUGAGAUGUCCUAUUUUGAGAUGAUUAAAACAGAUGGAGUGAGGGAUCUCUUAAGCAAGGGGCAGGUGUCAAUAAGAUUCUUCAUUACUUACAUGUGGCUUCACAUGUAAUGAAUUUUGUAUAUAGAUAUCAUUUGAUUUGUAUUCUCCCCAAAGAUAAUAAUUUUAAGGAUUAGGACUUUUUGCUUUGGAAGAUACAAAUCCUUGAAAUACACUCAAAAUGUAUCCCCCCCCCCAAAGCCGGUGGGGUUAUUUUGGACCCCUGCAGCUAUUUGAUGUACAGUAAUUGUAAAUUUUGUGCAGCAAACCUGACCCACUUAAUACUCUGUGUGCUCCUCAACAACUAUGGAGACUGUCGUCCCAUGAUGUUUUUGUCUCCUUCCCUCCUUCGUAUUUAAUCCUCCAACAUUGUAGAUGGUAGCAUUGAGAUUAUAACUUUCUUGUAAAAAAAAGUAGUUGUUUAUAUAUCUAGCAGGUGGAAAAUAUAAAAAAUUCACUGAAAGUCAUGUUCAUCCAUCUCUUAAUCUGAAAAAUGCCAAAAAAGCCAGUAUAUUCUAAUGUGUGGAAUGCAGUUGUAGUCUCAGUCUAGUUCCCAGUGGACAGGUGUUAACAUAAUAAUUUACACCAAUUACAUCCUUGUUGACAAUCAUUUGUAGAAAGGUCAAAGAUUAAAUAGUUUUAAAUUAACCUUUCACUUCUAGAUGUGACCGUUUCCUGGCCAGAGAUGAGACACAAGUGAUUGCAGUGUAUGCUUUCCUAUAAUGAAGCAGUACCUGUUUAUGCACAGAAGACUAUUUUGAGAGUGUAAAAUCAAACACCCCCUGGAGUGUUAUUGGUAGAAGACAACUGAAAAGCAAAAGGUAAGAUAAGAUAGAUGGUACAAACAUAAUUUCUGAUCUUAGACACAUUGGCUGUGAUCUGGUAAACUGAAUCUGAAUGCAAGGUCGAGCGUUCCUAUCUUCCAGUACAGUAUAGAGAGAAUAUAGUAUACUUUCCCAUAAUGCAGUGGUAAUUCUUAUAAUUUGGAUCAGAAUUCCAGUUUCUUUGUCUGAAAAAUUGCUUAAUUAAAUGGUAAAUCUAUAAUUUAUCUUGCACAUCCCAUUUCCUUUCUACCAGUGAAAUAUUGAUUAUAAUUACUAAUUUUAAUGUCAAACAAUGCAAAAUUAAUGGGCUUGAGGCAGCUGUCAUUUAUCUCUGGAAGAGGUAAUGUGCAAGCUGCCAUUUCCUAAUCAUGAUAUUCUUGAAAGUUUCCAACUUCUUCUGCUUGCUGCCUUCCAUCUCAACAUCAGUUGCCUUGUGUGCAGUUUUUUUAAACACCGGGAGUAACUUGUGUGCAGUCUUUUAAAGUGAAGGUCUUAGCAAGGUGUGCCUUAUUGAUACUGUGAUUUAUUUAUUAAGGGUACUGAAGUUGGCAAAUGGAAACUUGAGAGACAAGACCUUGAGUACUAAAAAAGGAGUUCUAGCAAUAGAUCAAUAUGAGUUAAACUGUUUUCCCAUGGUUUCCAUUUUUUUAAUUUUAGAGAUGCUCUCCCAUAGACUAAGGUAAGAACCAAAGCCCUUUCAUGUUGUAUGAAGGAGAAAUGAUGAUGGAUUGAGAACACUCUUCUAAGGGAGUCUUACUUUCUGUGGAUUCUUGUAUUUUUUCAGAUGAUUAAUACCCCUAUUGAAAUCUAUAUUUCUUUGAAUAGUGUUCCUCUGAAAGCAAGUCUUCUGCAACUGUAUUUUCAGCCAUCAGAGCAGCAGGGGGAAUAAUGCAUUCAAAUAUGAAAUACAUCAAACCAUAUUUGAUUUGUUGCUUAGCAGCCAAAGCAAAUUAUGGAAAUUGAAAUCUGAAACAGAUUGAACAUCAUGAUAGCAAAAGAGUUUCACUUCUGUUUGUACCAUCGUAUUAAAUAACACAAUUUCUGUUCUGUGGGCUUUUUCUACACUUUAGCAAAAUUGUUCUGCUGAUGCUUUCAAAAUACACUGUAGAAUGAAAGUAGUGUUAUAAAGCUCAUGUCUGGCUUACAACAUCUGAACAGAUGAGCACAUUAAUUAGAUAUAUCAGUAGGAGAUACUAGAAGAUUCUCAGCAUGGUGUUUUAGGGAAUGCCUUGAAAUUUAUUUAAUUUACAUUCUAUUUCAACAUAUACAUUGAAAAAUGUGAAAAUUACAUAUUCCAAUCUUCUCAUAGCUUGCAGAACUAUUUUAUGCUGCACAUCUCCUCCUUACUGUUGGGGAUUCCUCCAUCAGGCUAGAUACAGGAUAUCACAAUUGAAGCAAUGUGAAAAGAAAAGUUAGCUAUAGUUUUUAACUUCUGCUGCCUUUUUCUCUGGUGAUUGUCAGCAGCAGUCUAAGAAGCCAAGAUUCAAGAGUAAUUGAUAAUUAACCAAUGCUUCCAAUCCAAAUUGCUAAUUACUGGCAUAUUAUGACUGUGAUGCAAUUUUGCAAAUAAUUAUUGAGUGAGGACUUCUGCUGUUACAGUGCAGUCCCACUAUUUUGAAAUAUUUCUGUAAUUUCUACAUUAGUUCUCUUAAGUCAACUGGGGACAAUCUAAAUAGCUUUCUACUGUGUUCCCAAGUCAGGACCAGCAAUAUAAUGCUCAAGCAAGGGCCAGUGCAUUUAAAGGGUGGAUAGAGACUGUAAGUUUACAGUUACUGAAGUGCUCUACUGCUGAUACACUUUGGCAUCCCACUCUAAUCAUUUCUUUUAAUUAUAAUUUUAAAGGUCUUGUGGGUGAAAGUUCUGUAUUUGGUCUUAGUUCAACAGUUCAAUACUUAGUUCAAAACUUAGUUCAAUACUAUUCAUGGUAGGAAGUCUUGACAUUCAUCAAAUGCUACCUUUUGGAACUGUCACUAGAGAUAAAACUGGAACUACUGCAGAACAAUUCCCUGGAUAUCUGUCUCCCAAAAUUCCAUCUGUGCCUGUUGGCCCCAAAAGCUUAGCAACCUCUGCCAGAGGUUGUGUCCAGAGCAUAAAACAGCAAAAAAAUACAAACCACAAACCAAAACAAACAAAAAACCCCCAAAACCAAUUUACAUGUCCAUAUUGUCUUUUAAUAAGAAUCAAAGAGGUAGCUGGUGUAGAUCUUAACCUCCACACGUAUAUGAUUUUGGAUGUAGUCUAAUUUGUUUGUACAUGUUGAAGGAGUGUCAAUAAAUCAAAAAGGGACUGGAGAGGGUUUUAUAGCAGCUGGUGGUGGUAGCUGAACAGCUCCCUACUUGCCAUCCUUUCGUGUUAUUCUGCCUAUUAUAGACUAAAUUACUUUUAGUCUAUAGUGUGUGUGAUACAGGAUUUGAACUAUAUGCAGGAUUGCAGUAGUGGAAUAUUUGUAUAGGUCUAGGCGCUGUAGUACAAAAUUGUGAGUUUUAGAGGAUGUGUGCUGGCAUUCAGAUAGAUCCUAGAUCAGGCAUCCCCAAACUCAGCCUUCCAGAUGUUUUGGGACUACAACUCCCAUCAUCCCUGUCCACUGGUCCUGCUAGCUAGGGUUGAUGGGAGUUGUAGUCCCAAAACAUCUGGAAGGCCGAGUUUGGGGGUGCCUGUCCUAGAUCAUUCUUUCCUACCUAGAAUUUUCCCUAUCCAGGCACUGAAUAUCAAUAUGUAUGGCUAUUGUUUACAUCAAACAUACUGCUUUUCAGAUAGACUUUUGAAGGCAUCACUUUGUUCUGGAGUGCAAUCAGCUGAUUCAGAAUUACUUACUGUAUAUGUUAAUUAAUCCACUGUGAUAUCAAUUCUAGCCAUGUCUCUAAUGGAAAUAAAGUUUUUGAAUUUUGGGGAUGAAUCUGCAAGAGCUACACAUGACAAGCAGGAUUCAUUUCAUACUAUUAUUAACACACAGUGAAUUGACAUUAAAGGAAACUCAUUGAUAUUAGAACAAAUGAAACAAUUAAACACAAUUUAAACUACAAACUAGAAGAAAUGAGAAUUGUAUAAACUUGCCAUACUAGAAUAGACACAUACAUUUUAUUCAUAGCUGUGAAAAUUCUGUUCAACUGUGUAUAGCUAUUUGUUCUCAAACUAUGCAUUAGGUGGGGCUCCCAAUACCUGGGUGUUACUCAUCUAAGUGUUAAUCAGAGUACACUCAUUAAAAUUAAUGAACAUUAAUUUCAGUGCAUUUACCCUGAGUAAAACUUAGUUGAAUGCCACUUGGGUUAUUUAAACUAUACAUAUAUAGAAAUAUAUGUAUGUGUUUUUGUUUAAAACAAACAUGGCUUAGACAGACAGCAAGCCUUGGGCCAAGUGUGGCUGCUUAAUUCUUUCAUAGUUUUUUGGUUCAAAAUCCCCAAGCUACUUCUACCCCUAGCUUGGGAAAGGUGAACUUUUAGCUGAAAUGGUAAAACAGUCCUUUCUGUACCCUGGGUGGUAGCCACCUUCCUAGACUGAUUUUGCUUUAAGAAGCACAUGCAGAUAGGGACAAAACAGGGAACUCUGAAGCGUAGUAUGAGUCUUAAGAUGUAGGCAAUUUGAGGUGGCAUACUCUGUCCUGAUCUGGUGUUAGGCUUAGAUCUGAUUCUAUAGAACUGUAUCAAUUCUUAAUUUCUAGUUCAUUCUGACUAAACUACUGUCAGCAAAACUUUCAGUUAAUUAUUCAGUAGCUGUGAACAUUUGUCAUCUUGUUAGAUUCUAAGUGAACAUCAUAUACAAUUUCUUGCUAAAAGAUUGAGGUCUGAAGGGAGGGGUGAUUGUUCUUUCGGCUGAGGAUUACAUUGUAAGUAUCAAAUGCAAAGACAGGUUGUGAGAAGUACAAGUUUGAUUAACAGUUUUAAAUGUUUUAGUAUAACCUUUCUAAUCAAUGGAAGCUAAAAGACUAGAGUGAAAAUCUACAGUUAAACCUAGGUUUAGAAAGUACUACUAUUUUGUGUUAAUACAUGUUGAGUGUAGAACAUAAGUGAUGACAUUGACAGUCAUGUCUCAGUCUUUUUAUAAAACAUAAUAGGGAGAAUGGACCUAGACAAUUUUAGGGGAUAAUUUUUAUUUGUUUGGGGUAGUAGAAUGCUACAUAAAUGUUAUGUUGGAGAGAAGCACUUUAAUAUACUUCCCUGAAAUAGUUUUUGUUUGGAAAACCAUUUGGGAUACUUUAAUCCACUAUGGGACGUCUAUGGGUGGCACUGUGGGUUAAACCACAGAGCCUAGGACUUGCCGAUCAGAAGGUCAGCGGUUCGAAUCCCCACGACGGGGUGAGCUCCCAUUGCUCGGUCCCUGCUCCUGCCAACCUAGCAGUUUGAAAGCACGUCAAAGUGCAAGUAGAUAAAUAGGUAAGGUAAACAGUGUUUCCAUGCGCUGCUCUGGUUCUCCAGAAGCGGCUUAGUCAUGCUGGCCACAUGACCCGGAAGCUGUACGCCGGCUCCCUCAGCCAAUAAAGCGAGAUGAGCACCGCAACUCCAGAGUCGGCCACGACUGGACCUAAUGGUCAGGGGUCCCUUUCCCUUUAAUCCAAUAUGGCAAUUCUUUAACAGAAACAAAAAAGUACCACAAUGGCAAAACAUUAGUAGAUUUAGUGAGGGUUUUGUGUUUUUUUACCCUAGGUGUUUUUUGUUUACAGAAUGAAAAUUUUGAAUUACACGUGUCUGAAAUUUGUGGACAUUGGCUGCAGCUGUGCAGGUGACCAUAUCCUAGUAGCUCUGCUUCUGUGUAAAUUCUGCAAUGAAAAGUGACCCUGGUGUGACUUUCAACCUAGUUUAUAUGGAAGAAAGUUCAAUCACCCAACACAACUUUUUCUCCACUCCUCCCCUGUCCCUAAAUGAUUGUAAAUGAGAGCUGACUCACACGAUGCAUCUGCUGUUUGGCUGUAGGGAUUGAAUGUUGUUAAGUGUCCCCACAUAAAGAUGCUAACAUUUCAAAGAGAACACUAGGGUUGGAAUUCUUCUCCUUGGGCAAUGAGAUCACAAUCAAAGGAGAGGCUAUCCAGGGAAGCAAAAGCUUUGAACAGAAGGGGUGGAGCACACAGCAUUCACAGGAAAUGAACAACUUGGCACAGAACCACAAAAUCUAUUUAAAAAAGCAAAAGAUACAAUAAUCAUGGCUGUGACCCACUCACAACUAGUUGUGGUUUGGCAAAGAAAUAUGAUUAAUAAACAUAAAACACUUAAAGAUUUGAUAAUCAUCUCAAUUGGGGUCAGUAGAGACUGGGUGUGGCCAGGUUGCUGUUGAAAAUAAUUGUUUCUUUAGCUGCUUUUUGUUUCUUUGCGUAUUGGACAAGAAUAAUUGGAUUUUUCUUGUUCUUUUUUUUUUUUUAAUGCCUAAUGUUCUGAACUGCACUCUUAAUAGGUUAUAACAUGACUAUCAUGCUUUCCUGAGCCUUUCAUCUUCACUUUGCCACACUGCACUUCUUCCCACAAACUUGUUUAUAGCGCUGUGUGUGUACACUUACCGUAUUUUUCGUCCCAUAGGACGCUCCGUCCCAUAGGACGCACCUAGCUUUUUGGGGGGGGAAUAAAGGAAUUUCCCUCCCCUUUAUUUCCCCCCCAAAACCAGGUCGGGGAACAGCGGGAUGGCGGCGCUGCGCCUCCCCGCUGUCCCCCGAGCUUGUGGGGCUGGCCGAUGUCUGUCCAGCGCACGGGGCGCUCUGCUUCAGGGCGCCCCACGCGCCGGGCGGCAGGCUGCUAUCUGCAGCCUAGGGAGCCCUGCAGGAACUCCCGCAGGCUCCCCAGGCUUGCUGAUAGCUUCCUGAAGCCUGGAGAGCGAGCGGGGUCGGUGCGCACCGACCCCUCUCGCUCUCCAAGCUUCAGCGAAAGCCUGUAUUCGCCCCAUAGGAUGCACACAGAUUUCCCCUUCAUUUUUGGAGGGGAAAAAGUGCGUCCUAUAGGGCGAAAAAUACGGUACACUCUUGUACGCAUACCCAUAUGUUUACGGAUGCAUCUGUCAGCUGCAGAUAGCAUUUCAUGUGCCCGAGAAAAGUUUUCUUUGACCCACCAAAGCUUAUGUCCAAAUACUUGUUCGUCUUGAAGUUUCACUGGACUAGCCCCCACCCCCCCAGGAUUAAUUCUUGGCUUUUUAGACUGCUGUUGAGUCACUAAUGGAAAAUCUUUAAAAAGAAGGAUGUGUUCCAGCUUUGAGUUGGUACACCGAGUACAGAAGCAUCCAUAUACACCAGUGAACCAAGAGGCUGGCCAUGUGGUACUGUCUGCUCUUAUAUUUUGCCCCAAGCUUCUACUGUAGAUAUGGCAUUCUCUGUUUUAUCAUGGCCAUGCUAGACAUGUACCUCCAGGGUGAGCUGUGUUAUAGCAAUGACAAAACUGUUCUGUGCCUUCCAGCAGGGAUUCCAAACUGCUCAGGCAGAUAAAGGCCCUUGCAUGCAGUUAAAUCUUGCUUGUAAUGCAUUGAAAGUUUGGCCACAGUCAAUCUGUAGCUGAGGAAAGUCUUGCUGGUAGAGAGAUAGGAUUUCUGGGAGACCUCUACAGCAGCCAAUAUCCUCCUAGAUGUGUCUAUUUGUUUGCAGCUCUCUCUCAUUCUUUAACCUCCUGUUAGACAAACUUACUCCAACUGCUGCAAAGGUCUGGGUUGUGCACACUUAAUUUUUAUAUUGAAGAAAGGAGGUGGAGAUUUUUAGACCUUGAAGCAUAUUGUGCAGUCCGUGAAUCAAAACAACUGUGCUGCUUUGGUUAUUUCCCUUAAUAGACAAUGUAUUUUGUGCUCUCCUCCUUUUUUGUUAUUGUAAAAAUAAGUUGCCACAGUUGGCGUUUUGUGCAGACAAAAUCUUUGGAUUCAACCCAAAAUCACCAGCUCAGGUUCUGAGUAAUAACAACACGUGCUUUAUUCCUUGUUAUUGGAAGGCAUGGGGGAGAGAGACAAGAAAGCAUUUUCUAUUAAAGAAGCUUUUAUGAUGCAGGGAAGAGGGCAUCUAGAAAUUGUCACAAGAAGGUAAAAGAUACUACAAAUAAGAGAAUAAACAAAAAUUAUGCAAAAUCAUAAUACAUGAUAUAGAGCCAGUUUUUCUGAAGGCAGCCUUAGUUUUCACUGCCAGCAACAAAUAACAGAUCUUGCUUUCUGAAUUCUGGUUAAAGAAAUAACUGCUGCUCCCCUGCUAAGAACAGCAAAAAAAUCUGGGAAACUUGCCCCAAUCCUUCUUUUAGCCAUACAGAAGAUACCACAUUCUUCCUUUAGCCAUUUUCGUGUUUGUGGUCUCUGCACUGCUGGAAAUGUGCAUAUGUAAAGCUACCUACAGAAGUGUGUGGAGCUUUAAGAACAAGGUAUUUGUAGCCCUGGGGAAUAAGAUGGAUUCUUCUUUGUGCACAGAUAAUGUGUACAGUAAUAUUUAUGUUUCUGUAGAAAUUUUGAAUGUGGCAGUAUUCAUUUUGCUGAUAUGGACAUCUAUAUCAUUUAUUCACAAGAAUAUUGAAUCCUAUGCCAUAGAAUAUGUAUUUCUGGCCAUGCAGCAACAAGCUACUCAAGCUACUAUGUUGGUCAUGGAACACACAUUCACUGUUUGAUUUUGUUUAUGCAGAAGCCUUAUCUUUGCUGCUCUUCAUAUAUUGAUGUUCAGUUUGCAUAUCAUAGUUACCACCUCUGUUGACUACAGUACUGCUUUUUCUGUGCAGGAAUGAUUUCAGUCAUUUGUAGGCCCUUUGUUACCAUAGUAUCAUGUCCCCUUACUGCUGCUUCCCUGAGCCUGCAUGCUGUACUACUGGCUCCAUCUGCUCAUUGUUGCUGCCACUAGAGAAGGUUGGGUUCAGGUUCAUCCCUCAAUACUACUACAGCCACAGAGUCAAAGUUCAUAUCAGAGAAGUAGGCUUGGGGGAAACAGGGAAGAGAAAGGAAAGUGGCUAGAAAGUGAAGCAUUGCCCUUCAAGUCUGGCCUUUCACUUGUUCCCACAUACUACCCCAGCACAGCCUCUUAUUUAUCAAGCAGUGAUCCCAAAUGGAAGUGGGAGUGAUUCCUAGGGGAGGGAGACAGAAAUGGUUGAUUCUUUUUCCUGCCAGUGCUACAGGAACUGGAGUCUUUUUUAGUUGCACCAGGAGGCAAAAGAGAAGCAGGAAGAGGAGAAAAAGGGCUAAGAUUGGGUUGUAUAAUUGUGCUGUUAAAGCAUGCUCACAAGGAUAAACAAAAAUGGUGUAUCUAGGUCUAAUUUUGAGGGUUGCGGUUGGCAGUGGUUCAGUUUGUAUGUUGGGAUGAGGCCCCUGACAGGUGUCCAACCAUGCCAGCUGCUGAGGAGAGGGUGGCCCUCAUGCUUCUUAAGGGAAAAAACCCCACAUUAUUUAUUUAUUUAGCCCCACCCAUCUGACUAGGUUGCAUUCUGGGCAGUUUCCAACAAAAUAUAAAGGGACACAACAAUUAUUAAAAGCUUCCCAAAACAGGGCUGCCUUCAGAUGUCUAUGAAAAGUCAUAUAAUUGUUUGAAUUUUUGACAUCUGAUGGGAGGGCGUUUCACAGGACAGGUGCAACUACCAAGAAGGCCCACUGCCUGGUUCUUGUAACUUCUCGCAAUGAGGGAACUACCAGAAGUUCCUCAGAGCUGGGCCUCAGUGUCAGGACUGAAUGAUGAUGGUGGAGGCACUCCUUUAGAUGUGUUUGCACCUGGCUUUUUGUUUUUUUUUAUAAGAUAUUUAUUAGGAUUUUCAAAAUAUUACAAAAUAGAAAAAGAAAAAAGAAAAAUACAAAAUAAAAAUAGUUAAAAACAAUUCAGUCUUUCAAUCACUUAUCUUUCAUUUGCUUGUUUCCCAGACCUCCUCACGCCUCCCUUUUCUGUAUUCCACUUCAAUUGUUAGUUUAGCAAAUCCCUCCCCUCUUUGCUUAUCCUAGUCUUCGAUCUUAAAGUAUUGUAACGUUAAAUUUUUACCUAUUAAUAGUCCAUUUUUUCAUAUUCCCUUAUAACAUUACAGCUAAAAGCCACUUAGUUUCUAUCCAACAUCAUUCUAACAUUCAUCAAUUUUACAAUAUUUCUGUAAAUAGUCUUUGAAUUUUUUCCAAUCUUCUUCCACCGACUGUUCUCCCUGGUCUCGGAUUCUGCCAGUCAUUUCCGCCAAUUCCAUAUAGUCCAUCACCUUCAUCUGCCAUUCUUCCAGAGUGGGUAGGUCUUGUGUCUUCCAAUACUUUGCAAUAAGUAUUCUUGCUGCUGUUGUGGCAUGCAUAAAGAAAGUUCUAUCCUUCUUUGGCACCAAUUGGCCGACUAUGCCCAACAGGAAGGCCUCUGGUUUCUUUAGAAAGGUAUAUUUAAAUACCUUUUUCAAUUCAUUAUAGAUCAUCUCCCAGAAAGCCUUAAUCUUUGGGCACGUCCACCAAAGGUGAAAGAAUGUACCUUCGUUUUCUUUACAUUUCCAACAUUUAUUAUCGGGCAAAUGAUAGAUUUUUGCAAGCUUGACUGGUGUCAUGUACCACCUGUAUAUCAUUUUCAUAAUAUUCUCUCUUAGGGCGUUGCAUGCCGUAAAUUUCAUACCUGUAGUCCACAACUGUUCCCAGUCAGCAAACAUAAUAUUAUGUCCAACAUCUUGUGCCCAUUUAAUCAUAGCAGAUUUCACCGUUUCAUCCUGAGCAUUCCAUUUCAACAGCAAGUUAUACAUCUUUGACAAAAUCUUAGUUUUGGGUUCUAACAGUUCUGUUUCUAGUUUUGAUUUUUCCACCUGGAAGCCAAUUUUCUUAUCCAAACUAUAUGCCUCCAUUAUCUGAUAAUAAUGAAGCCAGUCUCGCACUUUAUCUUUUAAUUUCUCAAAACUCUGCAAUUUCAAUUUGUCUCCUUCUUGUUCCAAAAUUUCCCAAUAUUUUGGCCAUUUGGCCUCCAUAUUGAGCCUUUUCUGAGCCUUUGCUUCCAUUGGUGACAACCACCUUGGGGUUUUAUUUUCAAGUAAGUCCUUAUAUCUUAUCCAGACAGUGUUUGCACCUGGCUUUUGACUACUUACAACCAAGUGAAGAUGCCUGGGUGCCAGGAUGGUGCCUGACGUCUCCACCAUCUGGAGGUGCAUGCCUACGGAUCAUUUGAUCUGGACAGUUUUUACACGCUAAUACCUCAUCUUGUAGAAUUCUAUCAGUUAUAUUUUAUCUGCAUAAUUAGAAUGAAUUUCUGGAACCAAAAUGCUUUUUCUGUGCAGCCUAAGUAGAAGCAGUCACCAUUAAGAAAAAGAGGUCAGAAUAUGCCAAUAUAUAUGUGGACUCUCCAUGGAUUUUUUCUUUAAGGUCUGAAAGCUCUUAACCUAGCUCAAGGUUGUCAUCUGAACUAACCAGAUAUUUAACUGAGAAUCAAUCAUAAUCAGUCUGUCAUAUGAAAAAUAAGACUUUAGAGCCAUCUUGCCCCAAAAUGGCAACUAGACAUUCUGUUUUGACAACUGUAACUCCUUUUAAGGAGCCAUUUGGUGUCUAGGUUAUAUACCUGAGUUUCUGACACUGUCCUCAGGUAUAUAGGGCCAAACUGUUUAGGGCUUUAAAGGUCAACACCAGCACUUUGAAUUGUGCUCAGAAAUGUACUGGAGCCUAUAUAUAUAUAUAUAUAUAUAUAUAUAUAUAUAUAUAUAUGGACUGGUGGUAUGUGCUCCCGGCAGCCACUCUCAGUCACCAGUCUAGCAGCCUCAUUCUGGAUUAAUUGUAGUUUCUGAGUAACCUUCAAAGGUAGCUGUACGUAGAGUGCAUUGCAGAAAUCAAAACAGGAACAUCUCAGUUUCUUCCCCCACUCCCCAAUCUUGAGAAGCUGAAGAAUCUUAUACUCAGCAUACUCAGUUCUCAGUUUUUUGAGGUUGCAAAUAUAUGUACAAAAUAUUGGUGUGAAAAUCAAAACCUACUUAUAGUGCUUCUUAACUAUGUCAUAUAUACUAUGUAAUUCAGUGGUACUAGAUUUGUUCCUAGUAACAGCCGCAGUGGCGGAUGUUGGGCUGUCAAAUUUCAGCAGCUCCUUCUGGAAUGCUAAAAUUUAGCAUCACCCCCACCUACCUCUCUUGCUCCGUUCUACAUCACUGUUGACACGUCCACUGUGGCACCAGUGUCCAGUGCAGCCAAACCAGUUACACUAGCCUAAAAUUGCCUCUGGCAGCAGGGCUGGUUCCAGAAACAUUCCUAAGCAGUAGCAGCAGACAUAAUUAACAACUGGGAAGGGGGGAGGGAAUAAACCUUAUCAGUAAUGGACCAGCAAUCCUAUUAGAUUCCAAAUAACUAUACUGUCUUGUAAAUCUGUCUGGUUCCAAUUGGCUACUUUGAAGGAGGAAGAGUUUAAGAACUGGUGCUAUUGCUUCUGGGUCAAUGAAAAAGCUGUAUGCCCACCUUGGCCUCAAGGCAAAAAACCUGUUCCCUAAGAGCUAGAAGCUCAGUGGAAUGAGGACACACCCAUGACUUCUGUCCAGCAGGUAGAUAGUUUAUACAUGUGACAAACUGCAAUACAUUGGAAAUUCCUCACCCUUCUGGUGAUUUUCUACCUUCAUAUCAGUUUUUGUAAUUUAUUGUGUUACUUUAUUUGAGAGCUUAGCAUUUCUUAGAUCAAACUGUAGAGGGGCAGAGGCCUCCUCACCUUGUUGCCUUACUCAGCUGCUUAACUUUUCUGUUAGCUUGAUCCUUUGUUUCUGGGGCCAAGACACUGUAUCAGCUGGAGCUCCCUCUAGUUUAUGGAGCUGGCUUAGUCGCUGGGCUAGCUACCCUUAGCUGCUGCUGAAGCCAAUGAUAUCAGGUGGUCUGACUCAACUUCCAGGGAUUAGGAAUUUGAAAGGGUGGGGGGAUUUAGGAAGUGAGGUGUGGACAAUGGAUGUCAACCAAGAGGUAUGUGGACAGUGAGUAACUAGUCAUUGAUGCUCUGUUGAGGAUUCAUUUUUAAAAAAAGAAAACUAAAUAGGUUUUACCUGGUUUUAAACUGAACUGAUUGCUGAAAUUUGAGUCUCCACAGAGCCUUAUCUAAAAGCUAUGCCCAUGUAUGAUUCUAAAAUGACUCCCUCUAGCUAGGUUUGUAUUGUGUGGAACUGUAUUGGUGAGGGUGAGGGGAUUAUUCCUUCUCCAAAGUUGGGAUUUAGUCUAGUUUUUUUGUUUACUGUGGUCCUUGUAGUUUCCUUGCUAGGGUAGAGCUGAAAACUUUUGGUGAGAGAAGUUUGGAAGAGACAUUCUUCACUUGGUCAUAGCAGAGUUAGUACAGUGGCGGUUGCUUCAUGCACAUUAAAACUUUGUUAGAUUAGCAUCUGGCCACAUCCAUCUUUAAACAAACGUUCCUCAUGAAAAUACUUCAGCUAGAAUACAUUACAGACUCUUAGCUUUACAAAUAGGUGAAUGUUCUAUCCACAGUUUCCAGAAAUUACAGCAAACAAGUCUCCAUCUGCUGGCAGUAAAAUGAAGACGAAAAAGGUUCCAAACAGCUUAAGUCUGAGUAAGACUUAGUUGCCGCGGAGCGCAACUCAAACGCACUCAACCCAAAGCACAUUCAACUCGAGGUAUGACUGUAUAGAACAGCAGGGUAAGGUUUCAGUAAAGGUGUUGCUUUUUCCUUUUCCACUCCUCAUCCUCUGCAAGAGUCAAACCAUUCUACAAAGCACUUACCGUAUUUUUCGCUCUAUAAGACGCACCAGACCACAAGACGCACCUAGUUUUUGGAGGAGGAAAACAAGAAAAAAAAUAUUCUGAAUCUCAGAAGCCAGAACAGCAAGAGGGAUCACUGUGCAGUGAAAGCAGCAAUCCCUCUUGCUGUUCUGGCUCCUGGGAUAGCUGUGCAUCCUGCAUUCGCUCCAUAAGACGCACACACAUUUCCCUUUACUUUUUAGGAGGGAAAAAGUGAGUCUUAUAGAGCAAAAAAUACGGUACUUGUCAUGAUCCUAUGAUCCCAUUUGUCUUCAGUGGACAAAGCUGGGGAUUCAGAGGUGUAGAAGGGGUUUCCCCUCAGAACUGGCCCUAUGUUUUUUUCCUGCAGCACAGCUGGAACCUGAGGAAGCCAUUUUGCAGUCUUUGGAUUCCAGGCCUGAAGCUCCAACAGAACCAGCACUGUUUGAGUCAACAGCUAGUGAUCUUGAUGAAGUCUCUUUAACUGAUGAGACUUCAUUUACUAGAGGUGGAGGUAGUCCUGCAGCUUCAUCUAAUGCUAAAUCUUGGUUUGCUGUUCAGCAAACCUUGCACAGAAUUAUCCAAGACAUUUACUGAUUUGCUUGGACUUUGCCUUAUCAGAACCUGACUUCUGCUUUGCUUGACUCUUAUUUUAUCUGAACCUGAAUUUUGUCAUGCUUCAUAUUGUCUGACUAGAAGUUGAAUUUGGACUUGCUUGGCUUUUCCUUGUAAAUUUGUGCUUAGCACUCUCGUCCUGCUUGAGCUCAAACCUCACCCAGCUGAGACCACCAUCUGAAACGGACAACUAUUUUGCUGUUCAAGGUCUUUGUGGGGAAACACCUCUUAGGGGCUGGUGUUACACUGCAGCAUUUUGUUGCAAGUCUUUACUUCCAUAUUCAGAAUUUGCAUUGCAGAAUAGAAGCCACACUUAUUCAAGUGUUUGUGUUAUUGCAAUAGUCAGAAUUUCAACUGAAUGACUGUGCUAUUCAUUGUAAUGUCAGAAUGAUAAAUAUGGGACUUAUUGCUAUGGCAGUAGUGCCACAUGAUAUUAGUGUUUUGAAUCAAAAACAAGCACAUUGCAACCUAAUGGGAUGCUAUAUAUGACUACGUGGUAGCAGUUUUUCAACUCCUUAGGUUGCAAAGAAAUUUUAUUGUAAAAUGGUACUCUCAAAAGAGCAAUUACUUCAUUUAGUUUGAAAAAACUGAUUUAAAUAUAAUUUACUUAACAUCUCAUCACAUUCUGAAAAUUAAUAAUAACUUGUAUAGCUAAAGGUGUACUGUGAGUACAAACUUGAAGUAGGAUAGCAAUAUUUCUCAACAAUGGAGCUCAGGAUUUUAAUUUGAUAAAAGAAUGCUACUUUACAUAUUGCUAACCUUUUAAAUAAAAUUGCAGACCCUUCUGCACAACCCAGCCAUGGACUCUCUAGGGCACAUUUUGAUUUUCAGUAGAAGAUUUUAACCCUGCCAAAAAUAUAUCUGUAUAGGAUAUAUUCUGAGAACAGCUGGGAAGAGUACUGUCCCUGGUUUGGCUCCAGUUCCAUGUUCUGUUGCCAAUCAGUACCUCUCUCAUUAAUUUAGCAUUACUGUAUUCACAUUUAUUUACAUAGCACCAUUAACAUAUAUGGCUCUGUACACAAUUAAAGGAAGUAAUUCUACCACAAAGCAUGUACAGUCUAAAACAAUGAAUAAACAAUACAAUUAAAAUAAGUUAAAAUGUACUUCCACAUUUUCAGACUCUAGAUCCCCUCACCACACAGUAGUUAUAAAUCAGCCCUUGGAGAGUGAUAACAAGCUGAUCACUGUAGUAGUAGUAAUGGAUUUCUUGUAUCAGCAGGGGCUUCACCUAGAUUACCUUUGAGAUCCUUUCCAACUCAGUAAUUUCUUAUAUCUAAAACAUUUUUAACUUUUAUCACUUAAAAAAGCAGUUGUUAAUUGGAGUUACAAAAUAUAAAACUUGAUAAAUAUAUUUAGGAAGCUGAAAAUUUCUUGGGUAAUAUCCAGUGUUGGUUAUACUCAGAGUAGGCCCAUUAGAAUUAAUGGACUUAAAUUACUUAGCACUGGAUAGUACUAAUUUCUGAGCAACUGAUUUCCUGUGAUCUUAAGGAAUGUUAGGCAGUUUUUUUAUAUAAGAGAAUAGCAUAAAUAAAGUAAUUUUUAAAAUUCUAUAAUAAUUUUUCAAAUGAAUCUAAAUUUAAGUAUACAUCACUCUUUGAAUAAUCAGCAAAUUAGGUCAUAUAUGAUAUGAAAGUUCCUAGUGACAGACCUUUGAACAAUAGAUUUCAUUUUGUCUGACAUGAUUUAUUAUUUCAUUAGCUUCCAAUUUCCAACUUGAAUCUUCAGUAUGGUCAGUACAAUGAGCUGCACAUAUUUAUCCCCCCGCCCCGAACAUCGCUUCUUGUUGCCUGUAUGUCCUAGCCUAGAAUUUAGGAGUUAUGGUUCAUCACCAAAUAUAUCCUCCUCCAUUUUUAAAAAAACAACCUUCACAUUUCUGAAGAAGAGGGGGAAUUGUGAGCACUAGGGUGAGUGUCUCUUUGAAAAGGCAGCACUAUUAAGGGAAGACACUGUGUGUUGAAUUCCAGUUCUUUUGUGUAAGGGCUGGCGGUCCAUUCUGUAGCAUCAGAAUGACAGGAGGUGUUCAGUAUGAUUAAUGGAAUCACAGCUCUGUGAUUGACUAGCCCGUCUGUGCUUUCUGUGUAUUUAGAAUUCUGCCACUGAUGACUAAUUGUGAAGUUAACAUUACAGUAGAGGUUGAACUGCAGUUUUUUUGUUUUUAAUAGCAGAGUGAAUUUGUGCAUCCCUGUUUUAGCUGUUAAAGUUUAGGUGUAAAAUAAAUGUACAGUACUAGACUGCAUUUUGCUAUUUAUAGGAAAUAGGGGACUUUUUGAAGUUGAAAUAUAUUCUAGACUACCUUUAACAUAAAUUGGUGUGCAUUUUAUUUAAACUCAGAUUAUUCAACUGUUGUCUGAAUUUGAAAAGCAAGUUAUCCUUAAGUAGUGAAAUGGAUUUGAGAUUCCAACUGUACACAAGCAGUGUUCAUAAAAAGUAGAUUUUUGAGAAGGAAAGCCUUCACAGAACUUUAAAAAUUAUAAUUUAUUAAUGAUGUAAUUAUAUCCUUAGAAGAUACAGUUUGUUUAAACUAUUCACGUUUUUAGCUUUAAAAAGGGAUUGGUUAUCUAUGGCUGUCAAGAAUACAAAGAGCUGUUGUGAUCAGCCAUAGAGCUUUUGUGGCUGUAUGCUAUAUGUAGCAGCAGUGGAGAGAUAAUGAAUAAGCUCAAAGUGAAAUCAUUUUGAAAAAAAUAGGACUAAAAAAAAGCAAUUUUAUACUAAAUUACAUUAAUUUUUAUUUUGGGGAGUGCAUAUAAUGGGAACAAAAAUCAGCCUGUAUACUAAUAGAUGCACUACAAUGCAGUUUUUUAUGGGUUUAACUCACCCUAAGGUAAGCACAAGUCCCCUUUGAUUUCAGUGGGAGAUAGCUGUGCAUUUACUUAAAUUUCCCAUUAAAAUAAAUGGAGUUAAAUGUCCUUAGCUGUAGCUAGAUUGUGGAACAGGUAUGUUUUUGAAGAAUACAAAAACAUCAACACUGUCAGAAAUUUGAAAGUGUAUUUGUUACUAUUAUACUGAGUCUUGUAAGCCACGCAGUGAGAGCAAUGUGUUCUGAAAGGAGAGUUAACAAUUUUUAAAUCAAUGAAUAAAAUAGACUAGAAAUAUGGCUAGACAUGUUGUAGUUUUUAAUGCGUACAAUAUAUUUUUAGGGCUAUUCUUGCUUUCCCUACCUUGAGAGAGAACACUAAAAAAAUCUAUUUGUUUUUAAUGCAAUAAAAAGCACAUUAUUUAGUGACCUAGCCACCAUCAUCCAUGCCUUGGGUAACUUCACAGAUUGACUAGUGUAAUGCUUCUAGACAGGGCUGCUCUUACUGUCAAUUUCAAAACUUCAUCUAGUCCACAAUGCAGCCAAAAUGGAAGAAGGUUUUAGUUAGAUUCAUACGCACAAAUAUGAGAAAAAAUAAUAUAUAUGUAAUUUCUCUAAAAGUAUACAUGUUAAAGAGACAGAACAUACAGUGACAGUAUCUCUUUAAAAGAAACACAAUGAUAAAAAUUAAGUGGAAUGUAAACUAAAUUGAAUGAAUUUAAAAAUAGUAUUUCUAUACAGGCAACUCCCCAUUUGCAUGGGGGUUGUGUUCUGGAUCAUUGUGCCACAUCAACAGUUGUACGUAAGACCAUUCCACCCCCUUCUGGUGUGGAAAACUGUACAGUCAAUACUACAUCAGAAUAUAACUGAUCCGACACCAGGCAGAAUUAACAUACCAAAACUUAGGGUAUGUUCAUAUUACUGCUUACUCUGCAUCCAGUUUUCUAAUUGGAUUGGAGCAGAUUUGAGGAUAAAGCACAUCAAACAGAAAUAUUUGUCAAGAAAUCAUAGGGUUGGUAUGGAUUGUAGCUAAAGUCAGCCCAGUAUACCUGAAGGAGCUUCUCCACCCCCAUCGUUCUGCCCGGACGCUGAAGUCCAGCGCCGUAGUGGCGCCCGCGCUGUGGAACACCCUCCCAUCAGAUGCUGAUGCUGAUGGUGAAUGCAGCAGUGGGAGCACAUUAGAUGUGGAAUAAGCAGUAGUAUGAAUGUACUUUUACCAAAGGUACCCAUACUUUCAGUGGUCACCUCUAGUGUUGGUUGCAGGAUGAGGGAUCAAGGACAAUGGAAUAUUUACAACAUCCUAGUUUUGAAGACUCUUGAUUUGAAUUUCAUUCAAAUUCUGGAUGAAAAUCAUUAUUUAAUUUUUGUGCUUGCUUUUGUAGUUAUAUAUUAACUAAAACGUUUAUGCAAAGAAAACAAUUUACAAAUAGUUUCUCCAGUUUUUAAUUCUUUAUUGUUAAUCCUGUGUUACCUGAAAGUAAGCCUCAUUGUACAUAGUGGACAUGCAAAGGUCAUACUAUUCAUUUUCUUAAGAAAAGUAUUUGUGGCAUUAACAACUACAUUUGUAGCAUUCUCAAGUAAGGGAAGUUCAAAAUGAACAGCAGUUGAAAGAAAAACCAUUUUGUAGUUCUCUUGACUUUACAGUACUGUAAAGAAUGUAUAUAAUGUCUAAAUUUUCCCAUUAUCAAUAAGUGAUCAAUGAUCUUGCUAAUUAAACCAUGUUGUAAUUUAUCUCCUGUCUUUUCCUAGGUGUGCUGUGUCAUCGAUAUCUCAGGAUGCCACUGGUAAAAAGAAACAUAGACCCUAGGUAUCUUUGUCAUACAGCACUACCACGAGGCAUCAAGAAUGAACUGGAAUGUGUUACAAAUAUUUCCUUGGCAAAUAUAAUCAGACAACUAAGCAGUCUAAGUAAGUACCCAGUAUAUUAAGGGACAGUGCAUUUUGAGAUAAUGUGUAAUACAGCUGCAUUUUAUGGUUAAACAAAAUAAAAUUACUCUUUUCAAAACAAUUCAUAAUGUUCAUCCCAUCUUUUCUGAAUCAUUCCAAAAUGUUCUAUGUCCCCAUCAAUUGUGCAUUUAACAAAAUGUAUGAUGUGUAGUUUCAUUGUUGACUUUAAUGGUCUUAAAAGAACUGAACUGGCAGUUUUGCAAAGUUUAUAUAAAGACUAUAGAACUCAGGCAGAAAUUUCUCUCUGUACUCUGCCAGCUUGCUAUGUUUCUGACCCGCUAUUUUGAGGAUAAUAUUGGGAUAAUACAACUGCCAUGUAUAAGAACAUUUCUCUCUUGGAGAGGCCUCUUUUAUGUCCUUCUGUCUUUCAGUAAUUUUCACUCUUCAUUUGGUUGUUUUUUUAAAAAACAACAACCUAGAUUCUAGUUCUGUACACAUUUCUGGCAGUUGUACUACUUAUGAAGCACAAUGACAAUCGUUAGUGAAUGUUAGUAGCCAACAUGUGCAGAUGCCAUGCAAAACAUAGAUAUAAUAAGGCUCCUGCUCAGUAGGCUAAUAGUGUUAACCUAACCAAAGUUAAAGGGACUCGACUGAUUUAACAAAAGAACGAUUGACUUUUGAGACUGGUAACCUAAAGCAGAAGUUUGGUAGCUCCACACAAUUUUAAGGAGAGAAGGUUUAUAUUCCAGCCUGGGGAAAGCUUAAUGGUAGAGGCUGCUCCCAAGACAUUCUGAAUAAAGAGGAAAAGCAGGAAAACAGGUAGUUGCAUAUGUUUAAAUUAGAAUAAACAAGAAACAAACCACUGAUUUAAUGUUCAGAGAAGGGGGGGAUAUGGGAUAUUAUUAAUGGUAAAAUUCAGAACCACUUUUCAACUCAAAAAGGGUCCUCAAAAAUAUAAUUGAAAAAUAACAAUAUACAAAUAAGCAUAAACUACAAAAUAUUUGCAAAACACAGAUUGUGUAAAUAUGAAGAAUAUAGAUAAUAGUAUUUUGGAAUGUUUUAUGUGUUUGCAUGAGUACUGUUCUAGUCUAUUAUGCUUAUAUUAAGUAGGCAGUAGAAACCUCCAGUCCAUGGGCCAUGCCAUUUUGGGUGGCCAUGCCCAACCGUCACUCACUUUAUAUCAUAUGACAUCAGGUGCAGGAUGACUAAAGUUACACCUGCAAAGAACAAUCAGAUGCCUUAAGAGUUUGCUCCCAGUUGUUUCUUAGCAGCCCUAGCCUACUGUUUUUGCAUGGAAUCGGAGCCACCUGGUGUCAUAUGACAUCAGAUGAUUGACAGAUGUGGGUUGGCCACUUUUUUAUCCAGUCCAUUGGAUAAAAAUGGUUAUCCAACCUUGUCUUAAGUGUUUUGUCAUAAACCUUAGGGGUACUGGAAGUAGUCUAUACGACCUUUCCUAGUAGCACAUUUAAUGAUUGAUCAUUUAUAUAUUUCAGUUUUUGUACUGUUCUUCUUUUGCAAAAACAAAGACACUAUGGCUCUAUUUAACCAGACAGCAAGAGUUUGGUAAAGCUGAAAUAAUAUUACAGUCUUACCUGUAGAAAAUUGAAGCUGAUUUAAUAUUUCAUACCACAGAUUUCAUAUUUUCACUUGUGACCUAUGUUCUAAAGUAUGCUCAUAAAAACUUGUUUAUUCAUUCCCAAAAUAAGAAUAAUUUUAAAAACAUAGCUGUCGGUUAAUUGCCCUGAACUACACUUUGCUUUAUGUAUGUAGCAGAAGUGAAAAAAGGAAACAAUAAAGCUUUCCCCCUUUUUUAUGUUAAUUUUAAAUGAAGGAAUACUUUAGAACCCUACAGCAAUCUUACUGAAAUGUAUUGUUUUUCCCUCUGAGCUGUAACCACUUCAAAAGGCUAUCAGAUGGAAUAUGGUGCCUGCAGUACUGGCCUGAACUGCAACUGUUUCUAGUACAUUUUAACCACUGACAUUAUCAUUUUCCAUCCUGUGUCAGCCAAAUGCAUCCUAAGGAGAGCAGCACAGAGCUAUAGCAUGUGCAUAGCUUCUCUAAUAAAUUAAAGUCUUCAGCUUCUUCAGGAUCCUUGACCCAGAAGUUCAUUAUGACUUCAGUUAAAAAAUGAAUAUACGUCUCUUUUUUCAAAUAUGCUUAUCUGGUGUUUUUAUACUGGAGUAUUAGACUGAGUAUUAGAUUAGGGGAAGGCUCUGUCAUGUGUUUCUCACUAAUUAAAAGUUGUGUAUGUGUGUAUGGUUUUGUUUUGUUUUUAAAGUGACUACUUUAAUUCAGUUCUCUCCAAGUUGGGAGAGAUGAUAACCAGCACAUGCAUAAGAAAUCUACUACUUACAUGGAUUAUUCAGUGAGCUGCUGCCCUGUUCCCUGCAUUACCACAUUGAGUAUCAUGUCUUAAAUUAGGUGAUCACUGGAGUUUCAGGUGUACAGAGAUAAUAUCAAAUUCCAGAUUCUUCUGCUAGUUAAGAGUUUUGCCAAAUACCACUGAGACUGUAGCUGUGGCCUAGGGGCCGCUAGGGGGCGCAUCAGAAGAUGGCCGACAAUACCAUCUCUCCGGCUCACACAAGGUAAUUAAGAGGCUGUUAUGGGAGUAUGCAGCCUCCCUCGUUACCCCAAGGGAAUGGGGAACGCUGCCUUGCCUGCUGUGCCCAUAAUUCACCCCCAGAUUUGAAAGGGGGUGAGGGCACUAGGCACAAAAGCCCUCGUGUGGGUCGGCUCUCCUGGACGCUGUCUCUGAUCUGCGCAGCUAGUUGCGAGAGCUCAAAAUAAACAAUCAGAACAGAAGCAAACGCACAUACUUCAAGCGAUGAUCGGGAGUAAGGACUGCUAACUAAAGGGAUCUCUGGGAAGAGGAGCGACGGGCUGGACUUAACAAUAAAUCAAGAAGAGGAAUAAAUCAAGAAGAAGAUUCAUCAAAAGAUCGGUAUGUCGGAGCAAGACUGAAAAGGAGGGGGGGAGAAAAACUUUUUUUUUGUCUUAUGUGAGUACCCAAUAAUCCCCCCCCCCCAAAAAAAAGAAUUGUUGCAAUUACUGAUCACAAGCAGGAGGAAUAAGAACUGUGUGGAAAUUAAUUACUAUGUAAGGACAUGGCUUAUGGGAGCAUCGGGAAACGAAAGUAAGUCCUUUGUGACGCAGUUAUAAAAAGAGAUUUAUCAUGGCAGGCCCGCCCGCAGGAAUCCAGGGGGAGGAGGACUAUGGCUGUUACUAUGUUGGAGUGUGGGUUCGGCCUAGCAGGGCCCUCUGAGAAAAUUUAUGAGGGAGCGGCGGGCCUGGGGAGAUCAGGACAGACUGUUGGAAUGUUUUGUACGGAGGUGUUGAAAUAGCGUCUGUCUACUUUUAUGGCUCUUGGAUGAGUGUAAAAUCCACACAGGAAAUAACGUUUGUCUUCAACCCGCUUGUGGAGAUUAUCAGAGAUCACAAAGAAAUGAGAUAACAACAAGAAGAUGAGGAAAACAACAAAGAGAAGAUUGAACAGAACUGUGAAUAUUAUUUUGACAGAAAUGUGUAAUUAAAGCAGCAGCAAGAGAGAUGAUCGGAUCCCUUUCGGAGCUUGAAGCAUGGGUACCCCCAACAAAAAUUUUAAAAAUUUGGCUGUGUAAUUUGGAAUUAUUGUUAUUUGGAAUUAAUGUGAUGUGAUUGGCCUGUUAAUAAAAAUUAUUUUUUUUAAAAAAAAAGAGACUGUAGCUGUGGCCUGGAUAAGAUCUAGCUUUUAGCCACUAGUGGUUCCAUCUAUAUAUCAUUCUGAGUAGCGAAAGCAAGCACAUGAAAACGUAUUAACAGCAAUUGCACUUCCAUUUGUUUCUAGGAUUUAUUGCUCCCCCUUCACUAUGGGUGCCAUACAGCAAUAUAAUAGUUCAAUAAUAAAAUCAACUAAAACAUUUUACAUCUCAAUAGGGUGUGUCUUAAAUAUAUAUCUUAGCUGUCAAAGGCCAAGAUAAAGAGGUGUGUCUUCAGCAUACAGCAAAAGCUGUACAAUGAAGGCACCAGGCACACUUCUCUGGAGACAGAAUUUCACAGCUUUAAGGGCUGCCACAGAGAAUGUCCUCUUCCAUGGCCACUAGGUUGGCUCCUCUUCCAUGAUUAAGACAUACAUGAUAGAUGUUUUAUUACCAGCAGGCUUAGUGUUUAACACACUACCACCAUACCAGUUAUGAACUAUCUCCCUGUCAGAAUGGGAGCAUGAGCAUUUUCUUCAAACAUUAACUUUGUUCCUCUGGUGGACUGUCAAGUUUCAGCGGCUGAGAGGUUCAGUAUAUGUGCAGGUAUAUUUCAAUGCAUUAUAUGAUUUUGUAUCUUAAAAUAAUACAAGGUGAGCAUUUGAGGAUAAAAUGGGAUUGCAGGAUUUGAGAUUUUAUAGAGGACAAGCUCUCUGACAAGCCUAGUCACAAUUAUCUCAAUAAUGAUGGGAAAGAUCAAGGGAUGUUUUGAACUCAUAAGGAAGUACAAUUUUUUGUGUAAGCUAUGAGCCAUUCAGUGGCAGGAAUUAGUUUUUAUAUUGCAUGAAACCAUGGGAUGUAGCAGGCUUUAAAUAUAAAGCCUGUUGGGAGAGAGAGAACUGUAAGUCCCAGUGAAAUUCUUCAGGCAAAUAAACAAGAAGUGACAUUUUGAAAUAUAUUAUUGUAUCUUUUUCAGGUUUAUAAUUACAUAUAUGUGCAUUUUAAAUAAAAAGAAAGAAAAGAUUUCUAUCAAAAUGUUUGUAAAACAUUGGUGAUUGAGACCUUAGCAAAACACUGAAUGCUUGGCCAAGAUAGUUGCAUUUAAGGUUGCAUGGCAUUCAGUGUUUAAAAAAAUAACAAAAUGCUGUGCAAGGAACCAUUACAGACCUGUGCCACUUUCUUAUUUUGGGAACUCUGCUCUGGCAACCUUAAUUGCAUUAAUUUUGAUACAGCAGAAGACUGGCAACACUCCAGAUUCAAAACUGAAUCAUGUAGUCAUUGAAUCCAUUUUAUUUCAUUUGCAAAUACAUAUUUAAACACUUCCUUCCAUGGUUGUCUUAUGUGCAUUUCAUAUUUUUAGAGUGCUACUGAUUACUGUAAUUCUGCAGUGGAAAUAAAGCAUCAGAUGUCUUCUUGCACCUGGGAGAACACCGGGUAAUAAUGAUUGAGAAGGGAAAUAGGGCAUAUCCUGGAUGAUAAAACAAAAAGUAUAAACUCCUAAGAACAGGGUCAAGCUUCUAUUAAGGAGAAUUGCAAUGUCUUAACUUUCUUAAAUUGGCAAAUUUUGAUAAGAAACAGAUUUACUAAGGUGGACAAUGAAGCCACUGGAUUGGGUAAUUCCUCCAAGUGACGGAGGCAGGAGCAAAGAAUUAUGGGAGGCAGGCUUAUGAAAGAAUGCCCUAUAUCAAAGAAUACAGUGGUGCCUCGCAAGACGAAAUUAAUCCGUUCCGCAAGAGUCUUCGUCUAGCGGUUUUUUCGUCUUGCGAAGCAAGCCCAUUGACGGAUUAGCGCUAUCAGCUGUUUAGCGGCUAUUAAAGGCUUAAAGGCUUAGGGGAUUAGCUGCUAAAAGGCUAUUAAAGGCUAUUAAAGGCUUAGCAGAUUAGAUAAAGGGGGGGAAAAGCGAAAAAAAAAUUUCUAGACUCGCAAGGUAUUUUGGUCUUGCGAAGCAAGCCCAUAGGGGAAUUCGUCCUGCGAAGCAACUUCAAAACGGAAAACCCUUUCGUCUAGCGGUUUUUCCGUCUUGCGAGGCAUUCGUCUUGCGGGGCACCACUGUAAUUUAACAAAUUUAGCUGCUUGUUCAAAUUCUUAACCCUAACUUUUAAAAACUUUCCUUUGCAGGUAAAUAUGCAGAAGAUAUAUUUGGUGAGCUUUUCAAUGAGGCACACAGUUUUUCUUUCCGAGUGAACUCUUUGCAAGAACGUGUGGACCGUUUAUCUAUCAGUGUUACACAGCUUGAUCCAAAAGAAGAAGAACGUAAGUUUUUAUGUAAAUAAUAUUAUGUGUGGUCUUAUGGAUCAUAUCAGCCAUAGUUGCUAUUAGUAGUGAGCAUAUCUGGUGUGAGAUGCAAAAGACAACAACAAAAAUAUUUGAGGGAGGGAGAUUCUAACAGAAAUCUCCUGGAUCUCCUGUUUCAUGGAGCCUUAUGAGGUUUCAGCAAAGACCUACCAAAUGUUACUGAAUUGUAGCAGCACUUAGAAUCUCUCUGAGGCCAGUGAUAGUCUAGAUCAGAGCUUUCCAAACUUUGUGUCCCGACACGUUAGUGUGUCAGCUGCAGUGUGUAGGUGUGUCAUGCAAACACUCCCCACGCUCGUCCCCAGGCUGAAAAGGGGUUAGUUUAACCUCUGGUUUGCUAGUAAAACUGAACUACUGUGUCACGAAAUGAUGCAUAACUAAAAAGUAUGUCACCAGCAUGAAAAGUUUGGAAAGCUCUGGUCUAGAUGAAGGUGAACAAACUGACAGACAAAUUAGAAAUAAUGUUGGCUGGUGGCCCUCUGCUUCAAGGUUAUAGGGCAGCCUGUUUGGAAUGAGAUUGUACUUCCCCAAAAUCAGGUUGAUAAGUUGGAGGUACUCGUUCUGAGUAGUGAUGCAAGCUUUCCAGCUAAAGUUGGAUUUCUCCAUGACAUUUCAUGCUUUAGUGCGGGGUAGCUAACCACUUUUACCCCAAGAACCACAUAGAGGGUUGGCCACUUCCCUCUCUCACACACCACUCAUACUGUUAUUUGUUAUCAAUUUGUGGGAUUUUAAGUAGUCUCUACAAAAAUACUAUUUUGGGGCACUGUUUUGUAUUUUAUGUCUUGUAAACUGCCUUGUGGAGACUUCACUUUGAAAUAUGACCUAAAAAGUUUAAAUAAAUACUGUAAUAGUAGUAUAGAAUGCUGUCUCCAGGCUGUGGGUUAGAUGUUUGUGCCAAGCUCAAUUCAAGAUGCUGGUUUAAAUGUGUAAAGUCCUAAAUAGUUUCAGAGCUGGGUACCUAGAGUUGUGCCUGCUCCCAUAUGUGUCACUGCAUGCACUCCUUUCAACAUUACACGUCUUAAUCUAGGUGCUUCUGCUGAAUAAGACUCCAUGGAAUCUGCUAGGAGUGGGACCUUUUCAGUCCAGGGACACCUGUUAAAACCAGACACUUAUAUAAAUUUGUACCAGGCUACAUCCUAGCUUUUUAUUAUUCCAGGCUUUUCUUUGCAUUCCUUUUUUUAAAAAAACUAGUUGCUGUGGAUUUAUAUGAGCCUUGCUGGCUUUUUGUUGCUCAUGUAGCAUGUAGCUUUGGAUAUUUUCCUGCUCAUUUUAAUUUUUAUACUAUUGUUUUUUAUUGAUUGAUUGAUUUUUAUUGUUUUUUAUUGAUUUUGAGACAUACUUUGCUCAUCUCACACACUACACCAAUAAUAAACGCACAUAGCGCUAAAGUCAAUCACCGUAUUCCAUUCCUCAACGCAAUGAGGAAAAAACAAACUGCAUCCACAUGACGUGACAGAGGGACAAAGAGAGGGGGGUGGGGGGCGGAAACAUUCAUUAUGAAGUUUCCCAAAGCCCACGAUUGAUAAGGAUCCCACGAUUGACCAGGGUCGCCAGGGGAUCCACCUGUUGAUCACGGUCGACCGGUUGGACAUGUCUGCUUUAAAGGAUACAUUGUUAGCUACCUUGGUUUGUUUUACAAGAACAGUGGACUAUAUAUAGUACAAUCGGUUGGGAAUAUAUCUCAUCCUGGAGUUGCACUCCUUUAAAACCUAGUGUAUGCUCUUGGGUGUGCUCUUGGAUCUGGAGCUGCUGCUUAGAUGCCCACACGUUGGUGUGGUGAAGAAUACUUUUUACCAGCUUAGGCCAAUACACCAGCCAAUGCACCAGCUGCAUUGUUUCCUUAACACAAAUCAUUUGGCCGUAUAGACCAACAUCUGUAUAGAAGACAUAUGAAGGGAGGUUUUAAUGUUUGACAUUUUUCUAUGUUUUUACAUGUGCUGUAAGCCAACCUGAGUGGCUGCAUACAAAUUUAUUAUUAUUAUUAUUAUUAUUAUUAUUAGUGUUUGUAUUUGUUUUUUUUUAAAAAUCAUAUUUGUUAGUAGUUUCAGAAUUAUAAGAAGAGAAAAAAAACAUUAAAAAACAACACUAUAAUACAUAAAAAGAAAAGAAAAAACACAAAAACCAAUACAGCAAUACAACAAAAAGAUAAAAAGGAAAAAAAACACAGCACGAAUCCCAAAUUACAUAUCUAAAACUUCCAUUUGCUUGUUCCUCACACCUCCCUUUUUGUGUUCUAGUUUAAUUAGUUAUUUCAGCAAAUUCUUUCCAUCUUUCUCAAUUUUUGUUAAAAAAUUUAUCCUAACCUAAUUUAACCUAAUAAUUAGCUCAACAAAUCCUUUCCAUCUUUCCCCAUAUUCUAUUAUUCACAUUACCUUAAUUUAUUUAACCUUAUCUUACCCUAAAGUACCUUAAAGCUUGAAUCUUAGUUAUCAAAUAUACAUUACUCCUGAUAUCAUUUCUGCUAAAGUCAUAUAGUUUCAUUCCAACAUUUUCCCUAAUAUUCAUUAAUUUUUAACCAAUUCCCUAAAUAGAAAAUUUUCUUUAUAAAUUUUCUUCCAAUCUUCAUCCAACGUCCCUUCAUCCUGGUCUCGGAUCGUGUCAGUCCUUACUGUCCAUUCCAUCUAGUCCAUCAACCUGGAAGCCUUAUGUCCGAGGCCCUUAAGUCUCUUCCAUGUCCCUUCUGCAAUUCUUCUUCUUGUUUAUACUUGCCCUUUUCCUUGCCUUUUGUUGGUCUCUUUCUUAGUUUUUUUCCUUUCUCAUUGAGGAGUAGGCCUCUGGGGGAUUCCAAGCCAAAAUUGUCUCCAUCUCCCUUCAUCAAACCCGCCCAUUCCCCACAGUCCCACUCCCCACAAUCCUCAAUAUAGUCCAAAAAGUAUUUAAAAGCAUAUUCCAAGGUCUCUCCAACGUUGGGAACCUCCUCAACUCCAGACUCCCCCUGGCCCACUCCAACUUCAAUCUUCAAUGACAGCGGCUCAUACUCCUGUAGGGCCUCGGGACUCUCCAUUUGUAUUAUUUGGGGUGCAAUCGCAUCCUCCUCCAUUAUCUUCUGCACUUGCCCAGUCAGUACAGAUUCAUGAGUUGGUCCCUGGAUAAUUUCUGUAUCAAUAUUCCCUGUUUGCCCCCAGUUAUUAACUGCAACAGUCAAAUCCAUUUUCUCAUUCAUCAAGUCCAUCUUCUCAUGCAUCUGUUCCAGCAAGGCACUUGUCUUGCAUAGGGCAAGCACCCAGUCUUCUUUCCAGCUCAUCUUUAGUCAAGGUCAGAAAAGCCUGUUCCCACGGUCUUAAUCUCACAUCUGUUGAGCCCUCAAAUGUACUGCAGCAACAAUUUGACAAGCUCCCUCUAGAGGAGACAAUUUCUAUUUGUAUCCAUUUUUUUAGGCAAGUCCAACAAAGGAAAAUUACUUUCAUUUUUCAGAUAUUUUUCAGAUAUUUUGUUUCUUUAGGAUGCAAAAGGCAACAUUGGAAUCAGCUUGUUUCUCUUCUUUAGCUAUCUGUCAAAAUAUUCCAUUCACAGUCAAUGAACCUCUCCAACAAUUUCUGUCUCUGACACCCCGUUCCCAGGCUAGAGACGGUGGAAACUUAUCCUUCUUCACUCCCUCUCCUGCUAGGGUUGAAAAAAGUUUCCCCCCCUUUUCUCCUGCUUCCAAGGGGGUUUCAGUAAUUCUGAAUGUAGGAAAUUUAGACUUUUUUGACAGCUUUCCAGGCUUUAGCUUACAAAGUUUUUGCUUUAGUCUAUAUACAAAAAGCGGAAGGCAGACUUCCUGUUUUGAACCUUCCCGCUUCGUUACCAAAUUAAGAAAUUUCUUGAUCCAAUUUUCCGUUUCUACUCACGGGUACUUGUUUUAAAUCCAAUUGUCCACAGGAAAAAGUCAGCGCUCUCCGGCAAUGGCUGUGCGGCUUCACUCCGUGAAAGUAGCAGUCAGUUCGCAGCACCGCGCUUCUCACCCCACUUCACUCCGGAGCCCCUAAAUGGGAUUCCCUGCGAGUAGGGGGGCGCUCCUGGUGCCCUGCCGAACCCCACGUUCCCAGGCUUCCUCCGUCUGGGAUUUCCAGCGGGUCCCCACCUUCCCUGCGGCGGGAAGACCCAGUUUCCACGGAGCCCGUUCCUCCAGACGGAGGAACUCCGCCAUUCACCGAUGGCGCUGACCCGGAAGUCAUUAUUAGUGCUUGUAUUUGUAUUUGUAUUACUAUUAUUAAGUAAUGCAUGGUAACAUGAGAGAUGCAGUUUGCACUAGCAGCAUGGGCCUAGAUCACAGAAGGUAAUCGCAGGGGCCUAAUGCAACCCCUCUGCACCUCCUUUGGUGCACCCCAGGACUAAAAAGAGAGAGAAUGGAUAACGGAUGGAUGAGGACUAAAAAAGAUGUGGUCACAUAUGUGUGAAAGAGAGAGUGAGUGGAAGAAUAGAUGAUGGAUGAAGGAGAGGGAGAAAAAGAAUGGAUACUGAAUGAAUGAGUGAGAGAGGGAGGAGUGUUCCACCACUUUUUGCUUUGGUCCUGCUUGCCAUCACCGAUUUGUAGUCCUUGACCACUUUUCCCAAAGGGAAUGUGGCCCUCAGCCCUGCAAAAAUUGUCCAACCUUGGCCUGUGUUGGGCUUCCAUGGGCAGCGGUAUAUCAAAAUACUGUGUCCACCCCCAGCUUCUUUCUUGUUUCCACAAAUGGCUGCAAUCACUGGAAUGUUCGGUUCACUACUUUUAUUAGUAGAGAUUGUUUUUAAGUAGGCAUUAGGAUACUACCAAAUGGGUGUUGUUAUUUUUACACUCGCUUGAAGAAGCAGAAAACACCAUCCUUUGACCAGAUGCUAGUAUCUCCCUUUCCUUGGAGGGCAGUUUGUUUUCUGCCGCACUUGAUGAUUAGACUUCUUUUCCCUACUCUUCUGGUCUUAUUCCUCUGUCCUAUAUCCAUUUUAACUACAGUACUCAAGGUUAAAUACUGGGCUGGAUCACUUCUCUUACUAAUUGAUAUCAAGCUCACAUUGAUCUCUGAACUCCAAUAAUUAAUUGUGUAAUUGACUACUCCAUUUAAAUCAAAUGCAUCCAGUGAAUUUUGUGAAUGAAUUGUGUGUUGUGAUUACCCACUCCCAAAUUCAAAUUACUUCAACAUGGACUGCAAAACUGUAUUAAUUGGUAAUUUCAUCAAUUGAUUAACCACUUCUAAAACCAGCCACAAGUUCUGACUCCUUCCCUGUUUACCCUCCUCAAGUGAUAGGCUUAUCAGAAGGAGUGCUGCCAUAAGCAUGUUCUUCUCGAGUCUUCAGGUACAUCAGUUGAAUUCAAAAGCAUGACCAACUCUCAAAAGCACGACCAGCUUCCCCUUCCAGAGAACAUGGGCAAAGUGAGAGCAAGUAGGGAGCUCAGCAUAGCUAUCAGUGCUUCAGACUGGGGCUCAAAAAAUGGCAUCCAGCAUUUUUAAGCCCCCAGGGGUGCAGAUGUGUCUGCAAAACCGGAACUGCCUUGUGGAAGUCACAUGUGCCCAGGGUAACCCCAAAAGUGUGAUGGUAGCCAUGCCGCAGACCCUUCUUCCCAAAAAGUGAAAACAAAAAAAGCAGCAGCAAAAGCCAGAAUUCCAUAAAUAAAUUAUCUGAAGUGGAACUCCAAAUCUACCACCAAUCAAAUCCACAUUAUUCAAUCCGCACCAAAGUAAUGGUUGGGUUGCCACUGGAUUAAUAUAUCAUUGGAAUUGGUUGAAUUGUGUAUUCCAAUAAAAGAGUGACUUUUUGUAUUCAUCUAUUUUUCUUUCAGAGACUUGUGCUCUUCUCUGUCAACAUCUUUCACAGUCAAGUAGAAACUGAAAAUUCAUGAUUCAUAGUAUUAUUUCCUGCCUCCUAUGCAAAUACUUUUUAUUCCUUUUACUCCACUAGACAGCAUUUACUUAGGCAGGUGGGCGGGGGGGGGAAAUAAUUUUCAAAUUGCUAUGGAUUGAAUUUCACUUAGUUUGGAUUGAAUUGAUUUAAAUGAUGAAUUAAAAUAGUACUUCCAUGUAAGUUUGUGCAAAUAAAUUAAAGUAAAGAAAGAGAUGCUAUUAUGAUGUGCUUAUUAUAGGUAGAGGUAUAACAAUGUAGGACUAUAAUAUUGAUGAGAAGAGGAAGCUGAAUAACAAAACUAUGUCUGCCAAAAGAUUGAUUAAAAUAUAUAGAAUAUUUAUUUGUCAAAUGUCUGACAGUUUUCAUAUUUGGCUAAAUAUUUGAUCAAAAUUAUGUCUGUGUAUUUCAACAUUUUUGUAUGUAGAAUUAUGUGCAGUUUUAUAACAGAUGUUAUGUACAAGUAAAUAAUCUCAAGAGCGAUGAAGCCUAAGUAAACAUGAUAAAAACGGGAACCAGAGUAUGAAGUCAGUUUAAAAAUGGGACAGACAGUUGUAAAAAUCAUUGCUUAGUAAAUAGGAUGUAAAAUCAAUAUGGAAAUCUUGAUUUAUUAUUGGGGUUAUUUGUCAAUUUGAUUCAAAGUUUUAAGGAUUGCUAGAGGAAUAUUGGAUUAUAAAAUUAGUUCUGUGUAAAGUAAAUGAAAGUGGAAUAAAAUUAGCCAAAACAAUUACCAAUUUAUGAACCUGUAGUGCAAGACUUCUGUUAGCAUAGAUCCACAGAACCCUCUUAGCUUGUAGUCUUGCCUGUUCGUGUCAGAAGGCAACUGGCACUCAGUUAAAACCUGCCAGAGGCCUAAAUCACCUUAAUGAGAUUAUAAGCUGCCAAAGAAAAAUGUAAACAGAGAAUCUGUUAAGGUAUAGAAUUCAGGUGUAACAUGCAAAGAGGGGGCAGUACAUGAGUCUAAGGCUCACCAGAAUUCACAUGAUCCUUUGAACCAAGCCUGAAGAUGUAUCUUGUAAUGGAAAGCUGGAGAAAUGACAUGAAUGAAGUGAUAGAAAGGGAACUAGGGGAAAAACAGUUUUAAAAGCUACAAGAUAACAACUUCUUAGUAAAGUUGGUACAGAAGGCUAUAAUUUAGCAAUAGCUGGUGGCGCUGUGGGUUAAACCAUAGAGCCUAGGACUUGCCGAUCAGAAGGUCGGCGGUUCGAAUCCCCGCGACUGGGUGAGCUCCCGUUGCUCGGUCCCUGCUCCUGCCAACCUAGCAGUUCGAAAGCACAUCAAAGUGCAAGUAGAUAAAUAGGUACUGCUCCAGCGGGAAGGUAAAGCGGCUUAGUCAUGCUGGCCACAUGACCCGGAAGCUGUAUGCCGGCUCCCUCAGCCAGUAAAGCGAGAUGAGUGCCGCAACCCCAGAGUCGGUCACGACUGGACCUAAUGGUCAGGGGUCCCUUUACUUUUAAUAUGUCAAGGAGGAUGCAAAUGGAACAAUGGAGGCCAGGCUGAAAGAAAAUACAGUGGAACCUCGGGUUACAUACUGUCCUCCUUAUGAAUGCUUCGGGUAACAAGCUCCGCUAACCCGGAAGUAGAUGUCCCUAGUUGUGAACUCUGCCCCUGGAUAUGAGUGUAACUUGUAAGCUGGUGGUGGCAGCAGGAGGCCCCAUUAGCGAAAGCACGCCUCAUGUUAAGAACAGUUUCGGCUUAAGAUCGGACCUCCAGAACAAAAUAAGAGGUACCACUGUACUGAAGAGCCUUCUCUAAAAUGCAGCAUAGUUCUAAAACCAGCAUAGUAAGUAGAUGAAGUCUAGAAGGCAAUUUUCUUAUUGUAAAAGCUGAGAAGCUAAUUCCUGUAAAGGUGUUUCCAGACAGAUUACUUAGCUUUAGCUGUAGAGCCAAUUUGCUGAAAGUGCAGAGUGUUAUUUUGAUGUCCAUAGUAUUGUUAUCUGCCCAAAGGAAUUGGAAGGGAUAAAAAUUAAACAGUAAGCAAGACCUGUUGAUAUAUAAUCAUAGUCAGUCAUCCUAAAGAUAGACAUAGCCAGACAAGGAAUAUUUUGCAUGAUUGAAGUGCUUAGACUGCUCAUAUAAAAUCUAAACAGUCAUUUUAACUUUUUUUUCAGACAUAGGCUUUUGUCAGCCCAUUUUUUAAAAAAACAUCCUGAUGUUGUCAGUAGGAGUCUCUAAAUCUAUAGAUUCAGUGUUAGUGUGUUGUUAUCAGGCACCAGUUUUUUUUUAGCCCUACCAUCUACUCAUCCUGUGCUAUGAAGAUCAUGGUGUUCCACAAGACACUGCAGAAAAGUACCUUCAAAGGAUGUCCUCAGUUCUGUUCAAAUUGCCUUUAAAGACAUGACUAGUAAUAUGGGAGUAAUGCUCACUGCUUUGCUACUCCAAAUUAUGCAUAUAUAUUUAAAUACAGGCAACCCCCCAUUUACGUGGGGGUUAUGUUCUGAUUCACUGCAUGCGUCAGUUAAAUUGUGUACAUUUGAAAUACCAUUGAAAAAGCCUGCCAAAAAACCGUUCUGUGCUAAUCCCAUUCUGCCCCUUUUCAUAUCGUUUUUGGGUCACUACCAGGUUUGGGUCAAUGCAUGUAUGUGCAAUCAUGCACAUAUUGAACACACAUAAAUGGGGAGUUGCCUGUACAGAAUUGCAUGGAAUCUUCAUUGUACGUGAUCAUGAUUUCUUUUUGUAACUUUCUUUUUCUUUUUCAGCAACAAUAAUUUCUACAAUCUACUUGUGUCUUAUGAGCUACAAUUGUCCAAUACAACUUUUGCCUCCUAAUGCAACAUUUAUAUCUCACUAUCUAAAUGUUGAUUUUUUUUCCAGUUUCACUGCAAGAUAUAACAAUGAGAAAAGCUUUCCGAAGUUCCACAACUCAAGAUCAGCAGCUUUUUGACCGCAAGAGUCUGCCCAUUCCUUUACAAGAGACUUAUGACACAUGUGAACAGCCUCCUCCACUCAACAUACUUACCCCUUACAGGUCAAUGUUAAAAAAUGCACAGAAUGCAUUUUAAUUUCUUAAACUUUACUAGUGAUAAGAACCCUCUAAUCAAGCGAAUGAGUUUAAUUUGGGAACUGGAGAUUUGUGUAGCUCGAUUCUUAUUUUUACUAGGGCAGUUUUUUUUACUAGGGCUAAUCAUUCUAAGAUUACUUUUUGCAUGUUCCAUUAACUGUGAUGACACAGUCCCUGAGAAUGCAUAACUGUUGUCUUCUUCACUGUGAAAUUGUACUAGUGGCUCAACCAAAUUCCUAGCAUUCAUGUAAAUAUCAGGUAUGAUGGGUAUAGUCUUCUAGCCUCAUACUUUAAUCUUGUCCACAGCCCUACAAAUACUCAGCCCACAUUGUAGAGAAAAAGUGAUGUUGUUGAGGGUUUUGUUUGUGAUACAGUACUGCACAGGAACCUGUUACCAGGGCUACGGCCUGUAACGUUUGAUUUAAAAUGCAGUAAAACUGCUAGCAUAUUUGCAAAGCUAAAGAGGGACGUGGGUGGUGCUGUGGGUUAAACCACAGAGCCUAGGACUUGCUGAUCAGAAGGUCGGUGGUUUGAAUCCCCACGAUGGGGUGAGCUCCCGUUGCUCGGUCCCUGCUCCUGCCAACCUAGCAGUUUGAAAGCAUGGCAAAGUGCAGGUAGAUAAAUAGGUACUGCUCCGGCGGGAAGGUAAACAGCGUUUCCGUGCACUGCUCUGGUUUGCCAGAAGCAGCUCAGUCAUGCUGGCCACAUGACCCGGAAGCUGUACGCCGGCUCCCUUGGCCAAUAAAGCGAGAUGAGCGCCGCAACCCCAGAGUCGGUUACGACUGGACCUAAUGGUCAGGGGUCCCUUUACCCUUUACUUUAAAGAGGGUCUGGUACAGCUUCAAAUUGGAUGAGGGACUGCAUGAUGAGAUUCCUGAAUGGUAGGAGCUUGGAUAAGAUGACCCCCAGGGUCCCUUCCAACUGAACCAUUCUAUUACUUCUAUGCAGAGUACAUUUUCAAGCCCAGUGCUGGGGCCCUCAGGUGGGGCACUGACUUGCAGCCCAGAGGGACCCAGAGACCCAUUGGCUACUCUCCCUUCCAGGACCCCAACCAAAUGCAUUGGAUGGGCAAACUAGUCCUGCUGCAGCACUGACAGAGCCCAGCUGUUCAAAGGCCAUAAGAAUGCAUUGGGUAAUGCAGCCAGCUGAUUGGAUGCAGUGGGGUAAUCGAGAUGCCCGGUUGGUUGUAGUUAGAGGGAGGGCCUCUUUACCCUUCUCCCAGAUGGAUGGGUGGUGACUGCUCUUUCUUCAUUAAAGCAAUGAAGAGGAGGCUUCAGAGUCCAGCUGAAAAAGCCUGGUGGGACCUGGUCUUCUCUCCCCCACCCCAUGGUAGCUUCCUUAUCUCCCUUCCUUCCCAAGAUCCACUCUCAGCUUGAAUUUGUGUACAUACACGUUCUACCUCUCUAUGUCUUUUCUUUUCUCUUCCAUAUACUAUUUGUUUGUGCCGUCCCCCUAAGAACAAACAAUCAUUUUCUCUUAUUGUUCACUUUAUAUAAUGAAAAUUAUAUUAACCUCAUACCCUCCUAAUUGUAAGGAUUUUCUUUCCUUAAUUGGGAGGUGGGGGUUCAGCAGUCUCCCUUUUGUUGUUACAUGCUGUGCAUACCAUAUUUUAUAUUUAUUUAGUAACAUGUUUUAUCUAAUAAUCUUAUUUUUCCUUUAGAGAUGAUGGAAAAGAGGGUUUGAAGUUUUACACCAAUCCUUCCUAUUUCUUUGAUCUAUGGAAAGAAAAGAUGUUACAAGACACAGAAGACAAAAGAAAGGAGAAAAGAAAGCAAAAGGUAUUAUCCUCCUAGGAAAUGAGUUACGUUACGUGGUCCUGAAGGAUGCCCUGCUAUUAAGAAAAUUUAACAUCACAUGAAUAGAACAAAUUCUUCAGAUUUGCGCUAUAUUUUAUUGGUUUUAUUCUAAUCAUUUGCUUCUCAUUUUUUUAACUAAAAUUGACUAAAGCAACCAACAAAGCAAGACAAACCACAAUAAAACAAUCAUUAAAAUCAAACAUGCUGUCAUAAAAAUCUAGGAGGCAGAAUAACACAAACAAAAAGCAUCCAUAAAAGCCUUCUGAAUGGGAGAAAUUAUCAAAGACCAUCUAAACACAGGAAGAGAAAAGAUGCUGCUACUUUACAAAAGAAAAGAAAAGAUGCUGCUGAGAUAUAGCCUAGUAAUCUCAACCCAGUCUGGAAGCAGUUUCCCUAGUGUCAGGCAGAGGUUGUUCCCCAUUCUCGUGUUAGCUGCCAAGAUGGAAAAUAGAAAUAUUUAGAAGGAUUAAAUCAAGAUUUAAUAUGGUAUCGUCAAAUCUGGUCCAUUGCUAUUGCUGAAAAAUUAACUCAUAAAUUAAGGUAUACUAGAGGACAAACAAGAAUUCGCUUUCAGCUAUGUGGCAAAUUUUUAUUUUAUAUAUUAAUGAUAACAAAGUUCAAACUCCUGUGAAAUAUGCUACUGCGUUCUUAGUAACUUUUCAGCUUUAAGUGAGCAUUUCAUGAGACUGAGGACAAUAUCCUGGUAUUUAUAAAUAAAGCAAAUAUUUUAAAAGAUGUCACUGCGCCAAUAAUUACUUUUUCCAGGGAUUUUAUUUUUUGUUUGUUUGUUUGUUUGUUUCAUAAAAUUUAUGUGUCACUGGAUUGUAGAAAAAACCCACAAAAAAGAUUUGUAUAUGUGUUUGGGUUUAAUUUUCUUUCUUUCUCUCUCUCUCUCUCUUUCUUACUUUCUUUCUGUUUUUGAAGUAUAUUAAUUCUUUUUAAGAAAAAACGCUCAGGUAAUACAUUCUCUUCCACAUCAUCUUAUAUAAUGCCAGAUAAAGGGGACUGAGUGCUUAUAUAUAUGAAAUGCAUGUUUCUACUCCUUAUAGCCUCCAUUCAAACACUUUCUUCAGUGUUUCUCAAUUAACAUGAUUUACAAAGCAUAAUAAACCUUUGCAUUAAUAGCUGAAGCAAUUAAAAAUGGUUCUAUAUGUACAAAUAAAUGUUUGAAUCAGUUGUAGUGAUAAGCCUUACUGAUCUAUUUUGAAUUUUGUAUUUGUCCUAUAAUUAAGUAAUUUUGUUGGUGUUAUAACAGAUUGUAUUAUAGUUUGCCAGGAAGAACAGUUGUCAAUUUAUUUUUUGUGCUAUUUUGUAGCAGAAGAAUCUAGAUCGUCCUCAUGAACCAGAAAAAGUGCCGCGGGCUCCUCAUGACAGGCGCAGAGAGUGGCAGAAGUUAGCCCUGGGUCCAGAGCUUGCUGAAGAUGACGCCAGUCUCUUACAUAAGCACAUUGAAAUUGCUAAUGGCCCUGCGUCACAUUUUGAGACGAGGUUUUCUUUUUUACUUCUUACUUUUAGUAGCUAAUUAUUUUGUAUAUUAGUUAUAAAAACAUAAAGAUUGGCCAGUUUGUAAAAUAUUUUUUCAUAGAAUUUAGAAAACUUGAGGCCAUUGUUUAAACUUUCGAUAUCGUAGACAAAAUGCUCAUGAGUUGGUGCUAUCCAUCACAUCAAAUUAUAUUUCUCUCCUGACCUAGCAGCUUUUUUUCAUUUGUCUGCACGGAUUUUUGAGCCGCAUAAUCACCUGAGGCCUAUUAUGACAACACAUUCCUACUAUACCCAUUUAUAUAUUUGGAUGUACACAUGCAGUUUUUAUGCUGGUUCUUCAGGCAACCUCCCAACUACCAGCGGUUGCCACUCUGUCCUCUACACUCCUACUGCUGCUGUGAUCCCUCCUUCAUUGUUCAGCUGUUCCUCCUUCAGUGUCUAAGCCAGUGGUGUCCAAACUUUUUUCAAAGAGGGCCAGAUUUGAUGAGGUGAAGGGCCGUGGGGGCCAACCAAAGUUGCUGACCUUUUUUAAGGAUUGAAGUUGUUCAGGCUUUUUUAGGACUUACCCCAGGAAAUAAACUGCCACAGGGGCAGGAUUAGGCCCCCGAAACAGACUUUGGACAUGCCUGGUCUAAGCUUUUGUCCUUCUUUUGCCUCUGUUUCAGAGAGCCAGAAAUCCCCUUUAUUUUCUACUUUGCGAUUAGAAGAACUCAACCUACCAUUUACAUUAUUUACUGUUAUUUGUAUACUCUUAUUAACAUACAAAAAUUGUUAGAGUAAUGUAAGCAAAAAAUAUUUGCUAAAUGCUUGCGAAGUGCUUCGUUUAUACUUGCAGAGCUACUUUGUGUAACCUAGUUUGUCAUGUUCUACUGAUCAUUUUGUACUGUUUCUGUCUUUGGUCUUAACCCCAUACAAACUGCCAGAAGGACUGUCUUCAUUCUUUUGUGGUUCUUGAAACCAAUAGGGCUGUAGAUAGGAUGCAAAAUUAGCAUAUACAAUUUGUAAGUGGAUUUAUUUCUUUUCAGACCUCAGGCAUAUGUGGAACACAUGGAUGGACCCUAUUCUCUUUCUGCAUUGCCAUACAGCCAGAUGACUGAAUUGCUGAGCAGAGCAGAGGAACGUGUCUUAGUCAGGCCACAUGAGCCACCCCCACCUCCACCAAUGCAUGGAGCAGGAGAUGUGAAACCCAUUCCACCCUGUGUCAGGUAUGAAACACUUAAAAUACUAAUUCAGGACACCUUUUCAUUAAACUGACAAAGUGGGGGAAAGAUUGACACCACAGGUCUUGGCUAUAGGCAAAUCAACCUAUCAAGGAACUAAAAGGCAUGGAAUGCUUGUUUGCCAAAUACUUUGAUAUACUGUACUAUAAUAAAUACAGAACUUAACAUUGAGAUUUCAGUUUUGUUAUAUUAUUACUGAAAGAAAACCUACCGGUACAUUUUAAAAAAACCAAAAAUCAGUUUUUCGAAGUGUCUUUUAAAGUACUUCUAUCUCGUUCAGUACAAAACACUCUAAAGCAUAAGUCUAAAAAACAAACUUCAAACACAACUUUAUAUGAGUUUUAGAGUGUUUUCCAGUGCAGGACACAGGCAGUGAUUUUUGAAAAUAAGGUAAGGAAAAUACCCUGCUUCACCUCACACAGUAUUAGCCAUGUGGGGACCUGGCUUGAGACAUAGGCUUCAAGAAACGAACACAUUCCAAAAUGUAGUUGUAAAUUUGUUAACAUGUUUAGAGAUCAGUUUAAUACUAGUUCCCAGUUCUAUAGUGCUUUCAUGCUAUGCUUUAAAAGCAGGUGUGGGGAAACCAAAGCACUCCAGAUGUUGUUGGGACUCCCAACUCUCACCAGCUGCAACCACCUUGGCCAAUGGUCAGGAAUAAAUGGAAUUGCAGUCUAAUACCAUAAAGAGGGCCACAGAUCCCUCACCCCUGUUUUAAGGGUAUUUCAAGUUGGUUUCAGUCUAGCACUGGCCAUAUGACAGAAUUUGAAUUUAUGGAACAUUCUCAAAAAGUGAAAGCGUAAAUAACGCAGUGUUGUUGUUACAUUGUUUGAGUAGUAAAAGCUUGUAGUAAAUGACUAAACUAUGGUGCCCUUUAGCAUGCUUGUGCAAAAAUAUAUCUGCAAUAGCCGUAUUACUGGAGUUUAAUUGAAAGUUAAAUGUAAAUGCCCUGUGGACAGCUUUCACUCUUAUAGUAAUCACUUGGAGUGUUUUCCAUUUCAGCUCUACCACAGGUUUGACUGAAAAUCGUCCUCAGUCACCUGCUACUGGCAGAACACCAGUGUUUGUGAGUCCUACUCCUCCUCCACCUCCACCACCCCUUCCAUCCGCCUUGUCAACUUCUUCAUUAAGAUCUGCAAUGACUUCCACUCCACCACCUCCAGUGCCGCCGCCUCCACCCCCUCCAACAGCUGUUUUGCAAGCUCCAGCUGUGCCUCCGCCCCCAGCUCCUCUCCAGAUUGCUCCUGGAGUGCUUCACCCUGCUCCUCCUCCAAUUGCACCUCCUUUGGCACAACCCUCUCCUCCCGUCACCAGAGCGGCCCAAGUCUGUGAAGCCAUUCCAGUUCCACAGGGCGAAAUGCAAGGACUUCCUCCACCUCCUCCUCCUCCUCCAUUGCCACCUCCUGGCAUCCGACCCUCAUCACCUGUUACAGCACUCUCCCACACUCCCACAUCUGUUGCCCCUGGGGCUCACGUUCCAAUAAUGCCUCCAUCACCACCUUCACAAGUCACUCCUGCUCCUGAACCCAAGCGUCACCCAUCAACACUACCUGUCAUCAGCGAUGCCAGAAGUGUCCUUCUGGAAGCAAUACGAAAAGGUAUCUCUUCUGUUCAUUGGUUAGCAGCGUUAUUCGUUUAAUGAAUCAAAUACUCUCUUAGCAGAUUUAAUGUUUUCAAUUAAGUUAUUUCUGUUGAGGAUAUUUUAAACACUUCAUUGGUUCUGCAAAAUAGGCAGAUUACCAUAUAUAGAUUCUUUUCUCAUAUGCACUUUACAUAUCCUUGGCUAAAGUGUAAAGGUGACAUGUUAGAAGUUUAUAAAAUUAUGCAUGGCCUGGGGAAAAUAAAUAGAGAAAAGUUUUUAUCCCUCUGACACAACACUAGAAUUCAUGGACACCCAGUGAAGCUGAAUGUUGGAAGAUUGAGGACAGAUAAAACAAAGUUCUUCAUGCAGCACAUAGUUAACUGUGGAACUAAAGAGGAUUAGACAUAACAUAGCCAUGAUGCCUAUGUUUUGCCUUCACAGUUGGAGGUGAUAAGGCCACAGGAAGGGAAAACCACAGGAGGGGAGAAUGCUCUUGUGCUCAAAUCCUGCUUGCGGAUUUCCCACCAGCUUCUGGUUGGCCACUUUGAGAACAGGGUGUUGGACGAGAUGGGCUCCUUAACAUAAGAAUGUAAAAGUGGCGUCAUGUUAGCUGAAGAAGUGUUCACAUGACAGAACAAUUGGCCUACAGUUUUAUGACCAUGAGGUUAUAGCAUUAUUUAAAUAAUGUUUCUUUAAAUUGAGCCAGAAUGACUUUAAAAACCCACAAUUUAUGUAAUAAAUAGAAAAACCAGGUUUUCCUUCUAUUAAUUGCAAAUUGUUUAACCAAUCAAAUACAGAUAGAUAUUGUGCUGGUCAUGUUACAUCCUUCUGCCACCUAGAAACUAUGAUAAUUUUCAUGACGUCGGUCUUUUUACAUUGUCAACUUUAGAUAAUUAGUAGCUUGAGAAUGGUUUCAGAAAAGCUGUGUAUUUUGUCAACUUAAAUAAAGCAAAGCAGAAAGGGGGUGAGCAUAUAAGACAAUCACCAAGUGGUAUUCUGCUUUGUGUAUAUACUGCAUAUCCCAACAUUGGAAGGUCAGGCUUGCUUAACAUUUGGAGAGCAUGUGCUCUUAGACGUUGUUCUCCAGCAUAAUUUGAGAGAGACUAGUUUUAUCUCCUGGGAGUCUUAGUCACCAUAUCAGAGGCUAAAAUUUUUAUAGCAAUUUAGCAGCAAACCUCGGAAUAUUUAUUGAGGGAGUUGUUGACAUUUCCCUUUGCUGUUAAAUUACUCUGAAAUAAUAAAAGAAGCCAUUAUCCCAUUUCUACUAGACUUUGCUGCAGUUUACUCUUCAUGUGUGACUCUCUCCACGUGCAACUAACUAUGCAGGCAGAAUUUAUUUUUUAAUCAACAGUAAGGGGAAGUUGGAAUUUUUUCAAAUGGGCAACUGUUGUUGAUGAGUUUAGAACCCUAAAAAGGACAAUGAAGAAGAAGAAAAGGGUAUAUAAUAUUUAUUGCUGCUAAUACUUACUGGUAGGAUUAGCAUCCAUCAGCCUUCUAUUUGAGCUGAUUUCUAAAGCUACCAGAAAAAAACUUCAUUGUCACUAAAGGACCAUUGAAUAUUUAAUACAAGCUACAACAGAAGUUUGUUGUUGCUUUUUACAGUAAAAGCAUGAUUGAAAAGAAUAUAUGCCUCUCAAAAAGACAUCUGCAUUAGUAGCCAAUUAUAACUUCAACCUUUGGUACUUUUUUUUUAAAAAAAAAGUAGAAAUAGCUUAUGUUCAUGAGGAGAAACUGGAGUCUCACUGUGUGAUAAUGGCAUUUUUAUGCCUUAUGAUAUAUUUCCAUACACUUAUGUCCUUAGGAGAAGAAUCAAAACAAUUUUCUCUAUGUUACAUGAAAUCCCCUCCCUGUAUAAACCUAUAGCCAUAUACAAACUAGUUUUUUGUGGAGAUUUGCAAGAUACUGGGGAAACCGCAAAUGCAUGAACUAUAAAAAGCUGUCUAAAACAUUGCUUUGGCAAUGCUUUGAACAAAGCAAGUUCAUAUUAGCAUGUCUGAUAAAUAUUUGGUACACAGUACUAUUAAUUCCCCCCAUGUACUUUUAGGUAUUCAGUUACGAAAAGUUGAAGAGCAACGUGAACAAGAAGCUAAACACGAGCGUGUUGAGAAUGAUGUUGCCACCAUCUUGUCUCGUCGCAUUGCUGUGGAAUACAGUGAUUCAGAAGAUGACUCAGAGUUUGAUGAAGUUGACUGGUUGGAGUAGAAUGGAUAUAUGCUACUAAACUGAAUGCUGAUGUCCAUUGUGGUGCUUGUUCUUUAAAACUGUUUGGUCAUUUCUAGUGUUUUUGUAUUUUCUUUAUAUAAUCCAUGUUUUUCUACUUUUCAGUUCACAAAAUGUUGGCACAUCUUUGAAACUAAAUGUUUUACAGUGAUACAGCUCUUUUAAAAGAGUGUAAUUUUGUUCCAGUAGACCACUAAGUAUUAAGCAUGGGCAGCUGUUGGUAGAGUAGCAGAUUUAAAUUUUCUGGCAUAUCUUUAACUGUGCACUUUGUGAAUUUUAAGUUAUGAAGGCAGAAGCUUCCAGGAGAGUUGUACGUAGUAAUGAGCAUUACUACACUGUUAACAGUUUAAAAACAGAGAAGGGUGUAAUCCAUCAAGUGCUGCAAUUCCCAGGUACUUCAUAGGGAUUUGAGCAGGAGACGAACUUGGGGGUUUGCACCCUAGUUAUUACUGCCUUGAUUAAAUCUGUACAUUACAAGGUACAUGUAGUUCUAGCAGCACUGGACACACUGAAAGAAAAACAAAUAAUGAUCUUUGGGGGUUUUAAUGUUGUUUUUAAUUAAAAAUUAUGGCCUUAUUUGAAUGUUUUAAGAUUUUCUUUACUGGUACCUAUUGUGUGAUACUAUUUUGCCUGCUUGAGAGUUUGACCCUCCUCCCCCACCUUGUGAAAUCUUCUGACUUAGCCAUUCUAUGUAACUUAUGUAACUGUUAGAAAUAACAGUUUGAUUUAAAUAAAUGGUUUGUUUUAAA